Podarcis lilfordi (Lilford's wall lizard) is the source of this 76409-nucleotide messenger RNA. The record is from the annotation of a GenBank genome assembly. Lineage: Eukaryota; Metazoa; Chordata; Lepidosauria; Squamata; Lacertidae.
AUGACUGAUUUUCAAGAGAAAAUCCAGACAGGUAUUUUUUAACAAUUUGUUUUCAUUCAGCUUGUAUUUGUGGUUUUGGUUUUCAAUGAGGGGAGGACAUUAUUCAGGCUUUAUUGUGAGUUUAGUAUUAUUUAGAUAACUGUAAGCCCCCUUACACAUUUCCUAAUGAAAAACUGCCAAGUGUCAGGUGGGGAGAAGAAGCAGUUAAAAAUGCAUCCUGCUCUUUAUCUGGGGAUGCAGUGCUUAGACUCCCAUACAUGGCUCUCUUGCCAUGAGUUCCAAUCCAAAUUCAAUGGAUAAAAACCAUGCAAAUAAAUUCAUUUCCUCUUUUGGGACGAAUGGGGAUCCUCUGUGAGCAGAGAAGCUCCAUUUGUGCAAGCAAACAUAAAAACACCUGUUAUCCCGGGGCUAGGCAUCAUUACUGAAUAAAUGGUGAAACAAUUAAUCCUGCACUUUCCUCUCUGAAAGUUGAAGUACGUGGUUAGAAAUGUCACAAUGUUAUAGCUCUUCCUGGACCACAUUUAGGAAUUUGGUAUGUUUGUAUGUUCUACCACAUGAAAAGCUUAUCUUGAUGUGCUAGCUUUCUAUUUGCAGGGAGGGCUCUCCCCCCAACCUCUAGGCUUCCCUCCCCCCUUACUUGAAAUAAUAUGUUUCUUAGUUGGAAGAUAUGUUGCUCUGCUUCUGCAUCUUUGCUGUGACUUCACAAUUGUGGGUACAAUGCAAAAUUGGUAGUUUUGACAUUGAUUUCAGUGGGGGUGGGGGAUGUCUGUUGCAUCUGUGAUCCCCCAAUCAGACCCUGUGCUACAAUUUACUUUCUAUUUAAGAGAGGCCAGCAGCCUGGGGUCCUUCUGAGUCAGGGUUAUAGAGACCUGGUAGGGCUAUUGCCCCUACAGGAAGUCCCAACCUCUUCUCAUCACCAGGAACCUAAAUUCAAAUAAUAUUGCUUGGCUAUCUCUUAAAAAAAAAGUCCCUGGUCACAUUUACACCAUACAUUUGGUGUAAAUGUGACCAUACACUCUGGUCACAUUUACCAUACAUUUAAAGUGCUAUGAUACCACUUUGAACAGCUAUGAUUUCCCCCAAAGAAUUCUGGGAGCUGUAGUUUGUUAUGGGUGUUGAGCAUUGUUAGAAGGCCCCACUUCCCCUCUCAGAGCCACAAUUUUCAGAGUGGUUUAAUAAUCCCUCUUACUGGGUGACAUGCAGCUCUGUGAGGGCAAUGGGGGUCUCUUAACAACUCUCAGCACCCUUAGCAAACUACAGCUCGCAGAAUUCUUUGCGGGAUGCCAUGACUGUUUAAAGUGGUAUCUUCUUGUUGGUAUCCAUCUGUCUUGGGAGAUGAAAGAGGAGUUCACAUUUGGGGAUGAAGUCAAACUCUUGGAAGGUUACAGCACCUGCUGCAGCUGUAGAGACUGAUAAGAGAGAUGCUUUGUGCAGGUGGGGCAGUUGAAGGUGUCCAGUUGUGCUUCCACAGAUGCCCCAUGGCAUUUCUUCUCUCUGUGCUCCUCCCAGCGGUCAUUCCUCCUCUGGUCACUGCUAUGGAUGCUGUGGCAUCACUACUAUGGUAUCAUAGCUUUUUUCAAAUGUAUGAUGUGAAUGUGGCUUUUCUCUGUUAUCCCUUCCCCCUUCCCUGAGAUUUGGAGUUCUGACACUCACAGUCUCCACCCCAGAGUCUGGAAUGCUUAUCGCUUCCCUUUCAAUUUCCUCCUCUGGGAUAAUAAAGGCUUCCAGGUGCAAGCCUUUGUCAGCUGCGGAGCUUCCCAGUUGUAUGGCUGCUGCUCCCGGGUUGCUGUUUUCUAGGUUUAGGGUUGCCAGACCUCCAGGGCUGACCUGAAGUUUUCAGGUGGCAACUUCCAGGUGGCAGAGGGAGGGCUUGAAACUCCAGGAUGGCAGGAGUUCCUUAAAUUACUACUACUACUACUACUAUUAUGAAGAUUGUAUUUUCAGCUUGCAUGUUUCAGCCUGGUAGAAGCAGGCUGCAAAUUACUGCACAGACUCUCUGUAGUGUUCACCCUCCUCAGCUCCUGUCUCCCUUCUCCCAAUUAACCUCCAUCUCUGGGGCUCAAUGGUGGGAAGGAGUUCGAUGACAUAGUGACUCUGGUUAAUGCUCAAUGUUUCAUGCUUUAUGACAUAACCAGUGGCUGUCACUAGGUCUCAGGUUUGGGCCCUGGCAACCCUAUCCAAGACUUAUCUGCUGAGAAGCAGGACCACCACAGCCUUACUCACCCCAUCACCAUACCAGACAAUUAUAUAUAUUUAUACAGAGAGAGAGAGAGAGAGAGAGAGAGAGAGAGAGAGAGUUGGCUGUGAUGAUGCCAUAGAACAGGCAUAUCCAACAGAUAGAUCAUGAUCUACUGGUAGAUCACUGGACAUGGUGGAUCAUGAGAUGCUUAGUGAUUCCCUGCCCCCAAAGAAAGAUUUGGUUCCCCUAAAAAAAGCUCAACAACUUUGCCUCCCUUAAAAAAAGCUUCGCCUGUCAAUAACAGUGGGUAGAUCACAGCCAGUAUUUUUAUAAUGUGAGUAGAUCACAGUCUCUUUGGAGUUGGACAUGCCUGCCCUAGAGGGUUGAGGACUGGAGUCUGCUGUCAACAGCUUCUUACCCUCUGCCUCAAAUUCAUCUUCUGCAUAAAGUGGGAAUGUUUGUGGCCAGAAGCAGGACUUUUAAACCAGUUGCUCCAAGACUGUGGGGCAGUCUCCUCCUCUUUAACCCCCACCUCAAAGGUCUUUGCUCUUCUUGCUGUCUUUUAGCAGGGAUCACAAAACAUUUGGCCUUUAUUCUUGCUGACUACCUCCUUGGUUUUUCCUCCCCCGUUUUUAUUUUAUUUUAUUUUAUUUUACUAGAUUGCUGUUGUGCCUUUUGUCUUUGAUGUUUAUUUGCAUUCUAAUGUGCUAUCACAAUUGUUGUACGCCACCUUGAGCCCUGGAAAGAAGGCAUGGAAAUGUUUCAAAUAGAUAAAUGUCAAUCAAGUGCCUGCCAUCAGGGUAGCUCAAUAAUGGAUUCCAGCAUUUCUCUGUAGCUAUAGGGAAUUCAAGAAGAAGAAGAAAAUGUAGGCAAUUAUGUUAGAAUGAAUGUUUGUCACAAUCUACAAAAAUGUCAACAAGAAAGAAAGAAAGAAGCAGGCCUGAUGAAAGUAUUGGUGUUCAAUUUUCAUUUUUUCCCAUUUAGAAAAUGAUGGUAUAUCACACAUACAAAUACACCUUAAUUCUCCAGUGCAGGUGUCUAGGCUCCAUACAGACUGUGGCUGAAAAUACCACCUAUUGGUUUAUGGACAAACAUUUUUAGCACUUUCACAUUUCCCCUAUGAUGACUAAAUGGAUAGUGCACUUGAGUAUAGCCUAGAUUUCUUAAUAAUUAUGAAGAAUCAUUUAGUCUUAACUCACAGUCUACCCUGUUGUAGACUGUCAUGGUCCUUGACCAUGCAAUUUGAGUCAUGAAAUAUGAGUUGGGUGGCUUCUUGGAGUGAGUUGGCCUAAGCACUAUCUGAAAGUAUUUUCUGAAAGAGUGUUGUUGUUGCUGAUUUAGGAUUAAUACUUAUUUGAAACUUGUGAGCUGUAGCAAACAUUUGUUUGGUGGGAAGAUGGAGAUACCACAUGUGUCCAGUUAAUUCAGGGGACCGUGGCUCUUAUUUCUUAAUGACAUAAGAAUGGCUGGGGCAACCCAGUCAGAUGGGUGGGGUACAAAUAUUAUUAUUAUUAGUAGUAGUAGUAGUAGUAGUAGUAGUAGUGGUAGUAUUUAAUGGAGAACUACAUAGAUACAGAUGCAAAUUGAUUAAGAAAUUGUUUCAGCCUUGGUGCGCAGUCUGUAUUUUAUUUUGAGUAGAUCCUUCUCUUUUCAUUAAAUGUCUUGUCAUUCCUACUGAUGCUGGCAGAUCCACACACCUUUCAUCUUAUGCUCAUAUCAAGAAAUUCCAUCUGAAUUGCUGCUUCUUAACAUCAGCUUGAUUUCUUCUCCAGAACUGGUAGCAACCAGUGCGGUUUCAUUAUGAAAUCGGACAGACCAUCUUUUAACGCCUCUCUCCUUGAAAUCAGAUCAUAAAAGGACAGCCCCCUUUAUCAGAUUGCAAAAGGGAACCAGCAUGGAAAGUAAUGCCAGGAGCAGGUCCGGCCCUACCAUUAGCCAGAUGGAUGCAUCCCUUGCAUAAUCGGCCGUUCUGCUAACUGAAAGGGAUCUGGGAUACUAUACAGUUCAUUGACAGUGCAGCAGCUACUAGUGCUGCUUGGGGCUGGAAGAAAUUAUUGGAAACAUUUUUGGCCUGAGAUUGGGCGCACUGGCUUGCGUUUCUGCCUGGGAAACAUUAGCACUGCUCAACCCAGUCUGCAGUUACAGUAUCAGCCAGUCUUGCACAGCUUACAGCCUCGGUGACAUCUGCACUCCAGGAAUGUCUGAGGUUGCCAGGUCUGGGUGGUUUAGGACUAAGAUGCAUCAAGUUUUGGUCCGUCCCAUGAUUUCUUACUUUUAUUAUCCACAUAAGAAAGACGUUUGCUGCCAGUGUCUUACUCCUUGGUACCAUCUUUGGCAGGCCACAACUUUGACGGAAUAUCUGAAGUUCAGGAGCAAAACCAAAUCCUGUAAGAAUCCAUGCAAGCUUUUUCGCUGACAACAAUGGGAUAUGGAUAGUGGCUCAGUGUUUCAGGUGGUAACGAAACACAGGGGGCUGUUAAUCAUGCUCACAGCAUCCGUCUUCAAUUCUUUUUUUGCCGGUGCGGUUUCCCCCUCCCCAAAAUAUUCUAUUAGUUUUUGUUACGUAUGAUCUCCCUUUUGUGAAUCCAUGCUGAAUAUCUUUAAUUAAAUCAUAACUUUCCCUGUUUUGUCCCUGAUUAGUGUUUCCAAUAUCUUCCCCACUGCUGAAGUUGAGCUUACUGGUGUUUAAUUUCCUUGAUCUUCCCUAGAGCUGUUAUUAAGCAUAAGUGUUACAUCGGUUGCCCCAUCCAUUAGUAUUAAAGUUGCUUGCUGACUUCUACCUUUCUUCUUUUAAAACAUUGGUGGGAACUCUUCUCGUUUUCAUCCCUCAAAUGUUUUUUCAAAUGAGUUUCUCUCUCUCUUUACCUAUUUGCAUUCAUAUUUUCUUCUCUGUUCUCUGCAAGCCUUUGGAGCUGAUGAUCUUUAUAGCAUUAGCUUUUUCUAGAUCUGUUGAAACCAGCAGAGGAAUGGCCAUCAUUUCAGAUCUUGUUAGUGCAACCCCAAAUUACUUUGCCACGCCUGUGCCUCCAUUUAAAAAGUUGUAUCAGUGUUCAUUGGUCAAUAUUUUUUGUUUAAUGUCAGGGUCCAUUGAUCAUGCCCAAACUACAAGAUAAGAGAGUCAGUGUGGUGUAGUGGUUAGAGCAGGGUUCAAGUCCCACUCAGCUAUGAAGCUCACUGGGUGAACUCAGGGGCCAGUCACUGCCUCUCAGCCUAGCCUACCUCAUAGGGUUGUUGUGAGGAUAAAAUGAGGAAGGGAAGAACCAUUGUAUGCCACCUUGAGCUGCUUGGAGAGAAAAAAGUGGGAUACAAAUGCAGGAAACAAAAUAAAUAUAGCCUGGUACACCUAUGGAUGUGCAUAAUCUGAUUUAUUGCUAUGCAACCCUGUUCCCAUACUAUAUAUGGUCAUGAAUGCAUGGACAGGAAGGAGUAGAAUCAUACCUCUUAGAUCCACUCUGACUUCUGCAUGGUCAGCCAAAGGUCUGAAUAGAGCCUGAAUUUAUUUAAGUUGCACAUUCAUUAGAGCUCUCUGUGUGACCAGGAAAUUGAGUCCACACACCAUGAGAUCAGACAGUUACCCACUUACUUGGGUAAGCAAUGCUCAGACCAUCAACUGAAUCUAUGAAGGUUGGGAGCUUAAUUCCUGUCCCAAGUUAUUUCAGUUCACAGAUAUGUUGGAUGGACAGGUGACUGGCGACUGAAUGUCAGAUUUGACGUUGACAAGAAUUAUGGGGGUCAUCCACACUUCCACCUGUUCUGUGCCUAGAAAACAUGUGUCAGAGCGGUUUUGCCUUUCUUCUACUGCUUUCCCCGGAAAACCUGCUCUUUCGUCCUCAAUCAGAACAAACAGCAAGCAUCAGAAAACCCAAUUGCUGCUUGUUUUGAUUCAGAACUAAGGAGCCAACUCCUAGGAGCUAAGGUCCCUUCCGUCCCCUCCCUUAAGAUACUUUGUGGGACGGGGCUUACCUGCCUUUCAAUAUUCUAUUCAAGUUGGCAUCUCUGAAACCCCAGGUUUUCCUGGGGGGAAACAGCAGGGCAAAUGAAAAUGUGAAGGAGCCCUAAGUUUGAGGGGAGGUAAAAGUUCUGUCUGCAAUAUGAAAAGCUACGAUAGCUUGUUUAAAUAUAGAAGAGCCACAUGGACUGAGUAAAUGCAUCCUAAGGGCAGAUCUGUGCUUGUCGGCAGCUAUGCUUUAGGUUGCCCUUUCUUAAAGAACCUUUUUUGGGGGGAAAUGGAUGCUAUUGCAUUGAAACGAAUUGGGUGGUUUGGUAAUAUCUGCUCAUUUGUUGUUUAUUUCAUAAAAUUUAUACACCGCUUGACUGCAAAGAAAAUCCCUCAAAGUGGCUUAAUAGAGAAUAAAACAAUAAGAUUGCCAGUCAAAACAGCUCUUUGAAACGUUCAAAAAUAAAAUCAGCAAUAAACUGGAAACAGAUUAAAAUAAAUGUCAACGUUCUACAUGUCUGGGUAAAGGUAAAGGGACCCCUGACCAUUAGGUCCAGUCGUGACCGACUCUGGGGUUGCGGCGCUCAUCUUGCUUUAUUGGCCGAGGGAGCCGGCGUACAGCUUCCGGGUCAUGUGGCCAGCAUGACUUCUGGCGAACCAGAGCAGCGCACAGAAAUGCCGUUUACCUUCCCAUCGGAGCGGUACCUAUUUAUCUACUUGCGCUUUGACGUCCUUUUGAACUGCUAGGUUGGCAGGAGCAGGGACCAAGCAACAGGAGCUCACCUAGUCGCGGGGAUUUGAACCGCCGACCUUCUGAUUGGCAAGCUCUGUGGUUUAACCCACAGCACCACCCACGUCCCUCACAUGUCUGGGUAGUCUUGCCUAAACAACACUGUUUUUUAGCAGGUGUUGAAAAGAGCACAGUGAAGGCGCCCGGCUGAUGUCAAUAGGCAGGGAGUUCCAAAGUGUGGGUAAUGCCACGCUAAAAUAUUGUUUUUUUUACAAAGGCAGAACAAGAAUUAUGCGGCACCUGUAACAGUGCCAGUUCUGCAGAUCAAAGUGAUCGAGUGGGCUAUAAGAUGAUGUUUCAGGUAAAUUUUCUACUUGUCACCUGAUUUGCAUAGGCAUUUCCAUCAUUUAACAAUGAACUUGUGUGUGACAAGCAAAUCAUUACAGCUAUGGGCAUUACUUUGACAGACAGAACUUUGCUACCUCUUGACAUCACCUCAAAUGCCAGGAUGCCUGUUCACUUAACCCUGGAUGUUGCAAAACUCAAACAAGAGGGACCAGAUGGUGGGUUGGUUUGGAUAAAUUUGGAGUGAUUCCCAAUUCUGGUCCACCUGCCACCUGGUGUCAUUUUGAGAUUUGCCCUGAUGGCUGCAAAAGUCCUGCUCUGAAUUAAUCAAAGCCUAAAAAUAAGGCCUUGAGGUGAUGCUGCUGGCUACAUACCCAAAUGGGUGAAUGCUAGGACUAUAAGGAAGUUGGCAAUGCAUUUCGAAUAUGAACUUACUGCCUAGUUCAUAACCCAGUUAAGGUGAAUAAUGUGGAUUUCAGGUGUUUGAGAGUCUUACUGACUUCAGAGGGAUGAAAUAAGUUUAAUAAAAAGGAUCAACCAAGGCACACAGGAAGCCACCCUUGGGGUGUGUCGUUUUAGGGGGUGAAACAAUUUUUGCAAAUUUCUUCAGUGAGGGGGGUCUUUAAAGUAUGGUUUAGGGUGUGAGGAAUUCAAAUCUGCUAUUCUUUUUGUGAUUGAGCGUUUACCUUGGUAAGUCUACGUUUGAUGAAGUACACAAACUGCUUUUGGAAAACCAAAGAGUUUACAUUUUACCUUCCAAAAAUGUCGGGUAAUUCUUAACAAGAAACAAACAAACAUGCAAGCAAACAAACGCCAAGUUCUUGGCAAUCAUAUUUAAUUAUUUCUAUGCAAUUUUAUGCACAUUUUACUUACAAAAACCCCCUAAAUUAUAUUAAUUUAACUAAAAUAUAUUUUGAAUCCCCAAGUCAUGUUACAGCUUUGUAGCACCCCUCUUUAUUAUUAUUUUGGAAUUUGAAAAUGGAAAAAGUCAACACUCAGUUGAGUCAGACCACUGUUCUAUCUGGGUCAGUAUUAUCUACUCUGACUGACAGUGACUCCCUAAACCCUACUGGGGACUUUCCUCAAGUCACCUAUGAAUUAUGUACCUGCCAUUGGAACUCACGUGUUUCCAUGAAAUCAACCUGUUAAUAUAUUUAUAUAUAAGUGUGUGUGUCUACACACCCACACCCACACACCCCUAUUUGUCAUCUAUCUGUCUAUCUAAUCUAUCCACCCUGCUCUGUCCUUAACUCACCCAUAUUGCGCAAACAUAAAAAAAGAGAAAAGUCGACUACACUUUGGAUAACAGGGUGUCAUUCAUCUUUCUGGAAAUCCUGGGAACCUGAGCAUGAUGGUGUGAGUUUGAGCUGGAGUAACAGACUGAAUACCCCCUUCCUCUCCCCCCCUUUAAAAAUAAAAGUCAGACACUGCAUGCUACUGUAAUGACAUUUUAUAUCUUCUCUUCCAUAGUCUAGCAGAGGGAGCCACAGGUGUUCCAUUGGAAUUACUCACACAUUUGUCGAAUUGGACAUUCUGUCAUUAAAUGGACUUAAAACUAAAAAGCCUUUGUCUGCGGACGGUGACCAAUAGAGAGAGACUUUGGAUUAUCUGAUAUCCCAUAACUUAAUCAUAUGGCUCUUAAGAGUGAGGCAUAAACAGCUGUGUCUCACUAAUAUGCAUGCAAUAUGUGUAAAGUGAUAUGCUUUAAUUCUAAACUUGUUUUCAGCAGGAAGAAGGAGUUGGGGGGAGAGCAUUUAGACAAGGAACAUAAAGAUUCAGCAUUUAACCAUUUUUGUUCCUGGAGGCAAAAAAAAUUCAUCACCUGAUAUUUAUUAAGAUGGCCGGCCCUAUUUGCUCUAACAAUAUGUACUACAAAGGAGCUGUCAAAAUGUUUUCAAACUUGGAUCGCAAACUUUAUCAAAUAUAGCUCCAGGAAUGGCUUCACUCACGCUUUCAGAAGCCACAAAUAAAUAAAUAUAUUUAUAAUAGUUUUUUAAAAAAUAAAAAAGCUUUAUCUCCAACAAUAUAGGCAAAACAACACUGUUGUCUUUUUCUUUAAUUUAUUGCCUGCGGUGUUUUGUGCUUUUCAAAUGCUACUAGCAUAUAUGCAUUUGAAAUCUGUUUUCCCCUCCACCUUAAUUGAUAGUCUGUGCCCUUUGCAUUUCUUAUUACUUAAGUAUGUGUGCUUUAAUAAUAUUAAAAACUAAGACAAAGAAACUGUAGAUUAGAGACUUUAUUUUCAGGGUAAAAUGAUACGGAUAAGUGAGCGUCAACUGACCAGAAAUUAUUUGCUUCUGUCUGUUAGACACGUAAUGGAGUCAUUUAACUAGUCAAAUUAGGAGCUGUAGAAAUGCACUAUGCUUCAUUACUGAGUUCGAAUGGGCACCAUUUUACAUUUACGUCAAAAAUUAUCUCAUAGCAAAUUAAUGUUUUCAUUGUGCCGAAACACCAAAGCAAUGCAGUAGUAGCACCACCUAGAGGCCGUUUUGAAAAUAUUUCCAAAUGUAUUUUUAUCCCUUGUAGAAGUGAAGAAAACAAUGAUAAAUAGAUUAGCUUUAAAAUGCCAAAGCUUGAUCAACCUGCACCUCUCAACAACAAAAAAAGAAGUUAUUUUUUAUCCCUACAAUUUAGUGAAGUAUCAUAUCAAGGUAGAUAAAGGUGGAACUGCACUAUCAAUAGUUGCAAUCUUCAUACUUCAAAAUUAUGGCUGUGGUAUAAAAGGAUUGCUGCCAUAUAUAUAUAUAUUCCAAGGCCUGCUCAAUUCUUCUACAAGAAGCUUUGAGAUUUGUUAAAAAUUGGAAAGUUCUGAGGUUAGUGAACACCAUGAACAAGAUGGCACUUCUCAAAAUUACAGAUUUGAGGGUUUCCUGUAUAAAAAGCAAAGGUCUUGAAUAUUGACAUUGGAUCUUACCUGAACAUAAGCUAUAUACACAACGGAAGUACUCAAAUUUUGCCAUAGCAUGCUUCCCCUGGUUAAGGAACAGUUGCUUAAGACAACUAAAAAGUACUAAACUGUUGUUUAUGUCAUAUCUUGAGUUGGGAACAGAACUGGGUGCAUGUUUAAAUGGGGGAGAAUGUCAUAUAUGUAAGUUUCCAGUGAAGAAGAAAAAAAGCAAUUGAAAACACAAUAAACAAAACAAGGAAGGAAUUGUUUCCAUGAAUUCCUAGCAGCCCCCUAUAUGCCUGCUUUCAAUGUCCAUAUUUGACAUGUUAAAGUCACCCUGAUAUUCUUGUACAUCAGCAUGUUCACUUGGAGAACUAUUUCCUGUGAGUGCACCCCUACUUAGUGACAGCUGGUAUUUACCACAUCAGGUGAAAAGCUUGGGAGCUAACAGGCUCCCUGAUGUGGUAAAUACCAGUUGUCAUCAUGUUGGGGAGGGGUGCAUUCAUAAGACAAACUCUCUAUGUGAAAUUGAUGAGGUAAAAUAAUCUCAUGAUGACUUCACCAUGGGAAAGAUGAAAGGAGAAAUCAGUCCAUAGUCAAAGGGUGGUUUUCCGUGUGAUGAUGCAGAGAUGCAGAAUUUGCAGUGGGAUGUUGCACGAACCGAACAGAUCUGUCGUGGAUGUAUGCACACAUCUGUGUCACCCUGGAGGCAUAGGUGUGAAUUCCCCUUUCAAAUGACAUCCUGGAAAGACGGAACAAAGAUAAGUAAGUUUUUUAAAAAUGUAGCUAUGAGGAUGCGCCAGGAAUUAUUUGCAGCUGUUGCUGCUUCUGUGUCAUGCAUGAUUAUGUUAACUACUGUAAGAAGAGCAGGAUGGAAAUGUCUUGGAUAAAAUUAAUAGGAGGUUUGCCUGAUACUGAACAGUUUGUCCAUCUAGUUCAGUAUUGUCUACUCUGGCUGGCAGCAGCUCUCCAGGGUCUCAGACUGAGAUUUGUCCCCUCAUUUUCAUCUAGAAACCAGGAAUUGGGACCAUCUGCAUUCAAGGCAUGUGCUCUACCACCGAGCUUCUCUGUCGUCCCUUGCCAAAUGUAUACGGCAGUUAUCAAUGAGGAGGCCAGGCUUGCCAAAUGUAUGACCACCAAGCCAGAUGCAGAUCUCCGGCCAUGACAUGCAUUAUAGCUGUCCAGGUGAUUUAUGAGGAUUUUAAAACACACAAACACACACAAAUCGCUGCAGGAAUGUGAAAAACUAGAUUUAAGAUAGGAAAAAACGGAGGAAUGGAGGGCGCCAAAAUGGACAGAUCCUUCCAUCUGUGCCAGGCAGGAAGCAAAACAAGGAAGGUUUAUCAAGCUUCCUAGUGGCAGGUGGGUUGCACAUCUGCCCAUAUGUUUACAGCGAUCAGGCUGGCCAUGGGUUUGCAUAGAGUGCCAGGUGAGGAAUGCAUUCUGGGUAUCAAGUUCCAGCAAAAGAAGGAAGGGGAAGGAUGAAUGAUGAAUGAAGGUUUUGCCUUCUUUUGCUCCCCUUCCCACACUGGGUCCCUUUAAUAUCCCCCUCUCCAUUAUGUGGUGGUCAUUUUCUUUCCAUGAGCCAGGAGAAGCAUGGCCCACUAUGCAUGGUUGUGCUCACUGUGGCUGAUGGGAGCUGUAGUCCCAAACAUCUGCAGGGCACCAGUUUGACAAAGGCUGUGCCGAUCAGGUUCUCAGAAGUUACCACAGUGAGUUUCCAUAAGUCAGGCUUCUGGUGUUGGUGGGGAGCUCUUCUGCGUCUUUCUGACUGGGAUGGGAGAGAAGUAGGAGAGCAUUAGUCUGCCUGAUCCAAGCCUUGUUUUAGAGACUUUCAAAAUCCUUUUAAAGCAGCCUUUUGAUGGCUUAUUCAGAAGGAAGUUGCUGUUGUCGCUGUUGAUUUUUAUGACUGUAAUCUUGCAAUUAUUUUGAUUGUUGUAAAACACCUUGGGUAUUUUCCUAUUAAGGGAAACAUGGGGUAUAAGUAGACCGAUACGCUAAAAAUAGAUGCACUCCUAAGGCCACUUCUGUUACUAUAUAUCCCACAGAACCUCAGAGCACACAUUAUUAUUCCUUUUGGUGUUCUCCAGGGUAUAUCAUGGGCCAUAGCAAUUGUCUAUAUUCACGUAUUCAGAGAUUUUGUUACGUCACUUCUUUUUGUUCCCUUUAUAAGGAAGCAAGUUUUUUGAACCCAUCCCUGAAGUAUUUGAACACAAAAGGCAAUAGACUAAUAGCACUAGAUGAACAAGCUACUGUAUAUGUCACAUGGAACCCAUCUAGAAUUACACUUAUCUCUGACACAAAUGAUCAUUUAUUCAUUAAAAUGCUGCCUGCUAACUAUUGUUAGGAGACAGAAAAAAAAAUUCAUGUUAAUUGUGUCAAGUAUGUAAUUUUUGUUAGUACACUGUAUUUUUCAUAUUUCAAUGAGGUACUCUUCAGGAACCUUUUGAAAAAAAAGAUCAGAUAAAUUGCUUGCAGUAUUAUUUUCUCACUAAGUACGAUAUCUUAGGCAUGAACUGUGGUGUUAAGUUCAAGGAUGAUGACAAUGACUUUCGGGCUAUGGUUAUAAUAAUAUCAAAGCUGUAGACAAAACAAUAUGCAGGAGAAUGAGCUUCCAUUUAUUCCAGAUGCAGCUCUGAGAAUGAGCAGCAAUGGCCUCAUCCAAACAAUACUUACUUGGAAGUAAGUCCCACCAGCUUCCCUGGGACUUGCAUGUUAGCAAAUAUGCUUAGAUUUGCAGCCUUAAGAUAUAAUUCAUGCUGCAUGGUAUGAGCAAUUGAACCAACACAAACAGGAUGGAUCCUUGGCCUGAUCCAGCGGGCUCUUCUUUUUGGAAAGAUGGAGAAAACUUGUUUUCUCCUGCUCCAGAGGGUAGGACACAAACCAAUGUAUUCAAAUGACAAGAAAGAAGAUUCUGACUAAACAUUAGGAAGAACUUUCUGAUAGUAUGAGCUGUCUGUCAGUGGAACGAGCUCCCUUAGAAGGUGGCCUUUCCUUCAUCAAAGGGUUUUAAUCAGAGUUUGGAUGGCCAUCUGUCAGUGAUGCUUUAGUUGUGAUUCCUGCUAGAUGACCCUUGGGAUUAGUGUGGCUUUUGAAGGAUAGUGGUUAUCAUAUUGUUUGGGAAAGUGCAAAUUUGAUAGAUUUCGCUGCAGAUGUAUACUGGCUUGAAUUUCUCCUCCAUUCCCAGUGGAAGGAAUGGAACGUAUUUGAGCAAAGGUAAUAGGUAUAUCUUCUCUGUUUAAUGUCCCAUAGACACCAUGGUGGUAAACUGUGCCAGGAGAUAUUUGCACUCUCUUAAUUUAUGGUACCGUGAUGUUUCAUGCAAGAGAAUUGGGCUGCUCUGCAACACAUAUAAUUUAUCCAUGUUGCUCCAUGUUGUUCUGUGCCCUGUGCAUAACUCCUGGAGUGCAGUUGUAAGAUUGCAAACUUGACGGCGAUUACCGCUAUCUGGAAGGGUGAGUGUCGCUAAAAUGAAAGGACUUUCUUUUAUGCAAAGUGUUAGGGUCACGGCACCAAGUUAAUUUCAGAAUCAAAUUUCAUGCAAACAGCAAGCAAAACGGGGCUCUCUAAUGGUCUCCUGGCGCCCCCCCUCCCAACUUCCCUUUUGUUCUUCUCUGUCUGUAGAAAUAUAGCUCACCUCCUGACAUGCAACUUGUCUGCCGACUCUGCAAUGGUUGAGCUUUCAUGUUAUGUUUACCAAGGCUAGACUGGAGGAUCAAAUAAUUUAUAACCAUUCCUGUUGGGUUUUAUGUAAUAACUUUGGAACUCAUAUAAAGUAAUGAUCCACAAACUCUUUUAAUGUUCAUUAUAAAAUAUGAAAUAUUUCUCAGAACCAUUGCAAUUAUGUGACCAGACAUAACUGUUUCACACAUGAGUACAUACAGGGAGGUUUAACAUAACUUUAUUAUCUUCCUGUCUUUUCCUUUCAUUGAUGUGAUAAUAGUGUUUUAAUAUUUUUUUUUUUUUGCUAGAGAAAAGUUAAACAAUUUCGGAAUCUCUGCUGAGGCCUACUUUAUUGGUUUUUGCAAUAGAGUACUCAAGAAUAAUUGUAUUUAUGAUUAGAAUGACACUAAUAAACGGUAUAUGCAUAGAGAAGCAAAUACCCCAACAGAUUUUUAUAUAAUUGUGUAUGUAUAUACCACUAUAUCUUGCACAAAACUCAAGGAGACAGAAGAAAUGAAAUAUUCAUAAUCAGCCUAUUCCUCUAGGUGUUUCUCAUCUGCCCUUCAUAUGCAAUUUAUAUUGCACCUAGGUGGCCCCAUAAUUUACAGGAGGGUCUAUUUGUCGAAAACUGGCUGGAGAAGGGAGGGGAGGCUGCAACAGGUGAGGAGUAAAUUGAGGAGAGGGGCAUUUGUAAACAGGAAUUGCUGGGGGAUUCAACUCAGGUCACAUUUAAAGCCAAAUUGAUCAGAUCUGCACUUUCAGAAACAAUAUAUGUAACUGAAACACAUGCAGCUUUUGAAAUUUCCACUUCUCCAAAUUUCCGGUGCGGUUUUGUAUACGGAAACAAUAUUUACAAGAAUGCACGUAUCAGGGGGAAGUGAUGAAGAUAUUAGUGAAAAUAACAUACCAAAAAUGCUUUAUAUUUGGGGAAAUUGUAUGUAUGGUCAAAAAAAUAUGUUUAUUAGGAGAAACUCACACCAAAAGGUUGAUGCGCUUCCAUGAGGAUUCUUCUUGCUGACGGAUUGUUGGGAACUGAAUUCAAGAUUGGAGAACACGAGAAGGACUGAAAUGGACAAAUCUUUCCAUCUAUAUAUCUUUAUUUAUUUAGAUUGCAUUUAUAUUCCACCUUUCACCUCCUAGAAGCUCAAAGUGACAUACACAGUUGUCUCCCUCCUCAUUUCAUCCCCACAACAACCCUGUGAGGUAGGUUAGGCUGAGAGUAGGCAGUGACUGGCCCAAGGUCACCCAGUGAGCUUCAUAGCUGAGUGGGGAUUCGAACCCUGGUUUCCCGGGUCCUAGUCUAACACUCUAACUACUAUACUACAUUGUAGAGUCCCCAUCUCUUGCCACAUUGUGACUCUCUUGCCUGCAGCUGAGUCAUGUUCGAAAUGAUGAGGAAAAGUCUGCCAUUAGGACUAUUAUCCGAUGUGAUAUGAGAUCUGGAAAGGAGCACAAGAGUCAAAGCCACUUUGUUUAAAACACACAAGAAACGACUUAGCAGCAACACUGAAAGGGGAGGAACCGCAUUCUCCCAUAAGUCAAAAGCCGCCUUUCUCGAGCCUGACCUUUGACCACAAGGCCUUUUAGUGAAGUCUUUCUCCAGCAAGCACUGGAUGUGUUUAAGGAAUCACAAGGACGGUAACGCAGAAAUAUUAUUUUCCCUAGUCAGGAACAAACUACAGAAUUCUAUGUAACCAAAGCCAAGGGAGGAGAACCGUGAAUCCGUUAUGCACAGUCCUUUCUAAUGUGAGGAAACAAAUUUGUUAAAUUAUUUCACACCAGCCCUUUCUUGUGGAAUACGGCUCUAUUCUCCACGUUGAAAGUCAAAAUUAUUGUACUUUGUGUUAUGCAGUUCUAAUGGAUUGAAGUAGGAUUUUGCUUCGUUGUGGUUUUCCUGGUUGAAAAAUAUGGUGUGACUAAUGACAUAGUGAGAGGGAUAAUAGAUUCACGAGGUGCAAAGGAUGCUUCUCACUAAAUGUAGCUAAUUUAGGUUAUUUAGGAUUAUAUGCAAAGCAGUUAUCCCCCCCCAUACGUGAAAUGUUCUUUUCUCUCAAGAAAAGUAAGAUUUUGCGUAAGGAAGCAAUACUCUUUUCAUAUUGGAUAUCACUCUCUGGAAUGUCGUAAUCUAGGAGCUUCAGUAAAUAACUAAAUGUCCAUGUGCGCUGCGCCAUCACUCUAUUCUGCUCUGAGCGUGCAGAUGUUUCAAGCUUGGAAAUUUGAAUCACAGCCAUCAGUUGUAUGAUUUUUCAUAGGCUGCCAUAUUAUGACUGCCAUGUUAUGACUGCCACUUUAUAGGUUGUAUCCAACGUUAGCACUAGUAAGUUAAAGUCACUUAGUGGUAUACUUGUUGCAACAGUGAAAUGUAUUGCACCAGAACAUGCAUAAGCAGGUUGCUAGUGACUUGGUUGCACAAUAGAUGGUGCAAUCUGUUGCAUGAUGAGUUUCUCCUGGGGCAGCUGUUGCACUGGAUUCCUCAGUUGUGUUAUCUUGCUAGCGCAAGUGCCCUAGUGCCAGAGGCGACAGCCCUAAGUGGCUUUCAGGUGCAUCUGUGUGUCAAGGUGAGGCAACCAUGCCCUGCAGUUCAACCUCCAUCUCUCCCUGGGGGAUGUGGUGAAGUAGAGAGUAUUGUUUGGUACCCCUGUGGCAAAGGUGGAGUGUGCAAGCCCUUUUCUCUGUGUUGAUGGCCAACACUGAUGUAUGGAUCACCUAUGCAAGCAGGAGCUUCUCUGUUUACUUCAGUGGAAAUGCUCGUUCUAAGUCACCCCCCAAAUUGUGGUUGAAGAAGGAAGCUCUUAUUCUCUUUAAUUUAUUUGUUUGAAGCAUUUUCACCCUGUUCUUCAGCUGAAAAAGACUUAAUGCAGAUCAGUGCUGCUAAAGCAGUGCCUGCCCACAGCCUGCAAUCUAAAAGAUGUGACUGUGAAGAAAAGGGGUGAUGGGGGAAAAAAAAGCAAACCCAGUCACUAAUUGUAAGGCUCACAUGCUGUACCUUCAAAGCACAUUCAAAGCUCUUCUCCCCAUCCUCAAAGAAUUCUGGGCACAGUAGUUUGUUAGGGGUUGCUGGGCAUUGUAACUCUGUGAGGAAAAAAAGUACAGUUCCCAGGAUUCUUUGGGGGGGGUGCGCUCUGGCUGUUCUUUAAAGGUAUAGUAUGUACACAACCUUAGAACUAGUGCUUGGAUUUGCUUUCCCUCCCCAGCGUUGAAAACCACUACAGAGCCAGGGUGGAGUAGUGGUUAGAAUGUUAGACUAGGACCUGGGAGACCAGAGUUCAAAUCCUCACUUGGUCAUGAAGUUCCUUGGGUGACCUUGGGCCAGUCACUGCCUCUCAGCCUAACCUGCAAAGGUGGGACAAAAAUGCAAUAAAAUUAAAAAUUUACUUCAGGUGUCCUUUGAAGAUAUAGGGAAAGGGAAAGGGAAAUGACCCCUGGACAUUUAAGUCAAGUCAAAAGCGGCAAUGGGGUUGCAGCUCUCAUCUCGCUUUCAGGCUCAAGGAGCCAGCUUUUGUCCACAGAAAGCUUUCCGGGACAUGUGACCAGCAUGACCAAACCGCUUCUGGAGCAACGGGACACCGUGAUGGAAAACAGAGUGCAAGGAAACACCAUUUACCUUCCCGCCGCAGCGGUACCUGUUUAUCUCCUUGCACUGGCAUGCUUUCAAACUGCUAUUUUGGAAGGAGCUGGGACAGAUAAAGUGUCCAUGCAGCCUUAGUUAAAAAGUUGUUAUAGUGACCAGCUGUAAUGGGAACAAUGGGUUAUAUGCAGUGCUAUUGCUAGACAGAAUAAACCUAUUGAACUUAAUGGGCAUAACAAACUAAGGUGCAUUAAUUUCAAUCGAUUUACUCUGAGUAGGUGCCAACAACCCGGUUCAAGGAGCAGACAGGCCAAGAGGAGCUGGUAUUGAGCAGAGGUAAUGGAGUGGUCAGGGUUACUUUUUUGCCCUCAGCUGUAUCCUGAUAUCAUAUAUCCACUUUUCAAUACGGGCACCACCCACUAGCCUUUUAAUCAGGUUAAGGGACAUUCAUAGGCUUCAGUGUUCACUCUAGAUAAUCAAGUUACAUUUUAUUUGAAUUGCAUAUCAUAUCCUUUUAUUUUUAAAAGAGAAGUAAUUUUUUUACUUAAAACAUGUGCAACUAUAAUGAUCUUAUUUAUUUAUUUAUUUAUUUAUUUAUUCUGUUUAUUUAUUACAUUUUUAUCCUGCCAUUUUUUUACAAGGUGCUCAAGGCGGCAUUCAUCGUUCUCCUCCCCUUCCAUUUUAUCCUCACAACAACCCUGUGAAGUAGGUUAGGUUACCCAGUGAGCUUCAUGGCUGCAUGGGAACUAGAACCCUGUCUCCCAGAUCCUAGUCUGAUACGCUAACCCAGGGGUAGUCAACCUUUUUAUACCUACUGCACACUAAUGCAUCUUUCUUGAUGGUAAAAUUUCCUUACCACCCACCAGUGUUCGUUGGAAGAAUUCAGCUUGUGCCAUAGAACCCCCUACCGCCCACCUGGAAUCCUGAAAUGCCCACUAGUGGGCAGUAGGGACCAGGCUGACUACCUUUGCUCUAACCACUACACCACACCAUUUCUCAGUAAGUUCAUCUAAUAUUUUGGUGAAAAAUACAGAUCUCUAGCUCUGUGUUUUAAAUGCUGGUAGCCUAACAUUAGUGCAGUUUUUGAAGAAGUUGACCUCCCUCACUCCAGCAUGAAAAUCUUACACUUUUCAACCCAGAGAGAAGUGUUUGGUGGAUGGUAAACAAUGCUGUUUGAACUCAACUCAUCUUUUAUCCCUUGCCAUUGUCUCUGAUGUAGAAAGGAGCAUCCUGGAUUUCAGGCCUUGCCACUCCUUUGGCCUUGAUGCCCGUAGAAUUGUUGACUGUCAAUAUUAUUAAGCGUACUGCCGGCAUCCUCAGGUUAGCUCAUCCGCAGUGCUGUCUCUUGAGAGUCAAGAGAUGUCACUCCUGUCUAAGUGGCGGAGUGAUAAUACAUCUGUACUGUCGGCAUGUGACACCUCUCUGUCGUGUGGCUUUGUCAAUGGACGGCAACUCUUGUCAUUUUGCUGUGAGACAUAACACAAAGCACACAUCUCCUUGACACAGUAUCAACGGCAGAGCUAUACAAAAAAAAAGUUUGACAGCUGCCCUGUAGGAUCUAGAUUUUAUUUGUUUGAUGGCCUGUGUGGAAUGAUGCCAUCUUCACUCAUGCAUGUUUGCAAGAUGCCCUUCCUCCUCUGUGGAGGAGACAGUCUACACACUUUUGGUGCCAUUUCUUUAAUCACAAUCUGAGACGAGGAGUGGAGUGGAGCGACGCCGUGCUAGCCAUCUGCGGCAAUAGCCUCAGUCUCUCACUCUGGAGAAGGCAGGGCUAAAUCACAGAAUUGCAGAGUUGGAGGGUACCUUGGGAGUCAUCUAGCCCAACCCCCUACCUUGCAGGAAUCACAACUAAAUAAUCCCUAACAGAUGGCCAUCCAAUCUCUGUUUAAAUACCUCUAGUGAAGGAUAGUCCACCACCUUCCAAGGCAGUCCGUUCCACUGUCGAACAGCUCUUGCCCUCAGAAAGUGCUUCCUAAUGACAGAGAAACAAUUAUCAGAUUUUCCUGUUCUAAAACAAGUUAUGUAUAGUAUGUCUAAGAAGUAGGUGACAUUAUUUGACACUGAGACUUACUUGGCUCAUCAUUAACCAUGGCCAAGAUACUGUUUUCAUGUGGAGAAAUAAAUCCAAUGGAUUUUUAUGGUACAGUGGUACCUUGGGUUACAAACGUUUCAGGUUACAAACACUUCGGGUUACAGACUCCGCUAACCCGGAAGUAGUACCUCUGGUUAAGAACUUUACUUCAGGAUGAGAACAGAAAUUGCGCAGCAGCGGCGGCGGCGGCAGCAGUGGGAGGCCCCAUUAACUAAAGUGGUACCUCAGGUUAAGAACAGUUUCAGGUUAAGAACGGACCUCCAGGACAAAUUAAGUUCUUAACCAGAGGUACCACUGUCCUUCUAAAAGUUUGUGAGGUUGACAACAACAUGGGGCAAAACUGUCUUCUGAUGGGUUUUUUUUGCCAGUGGUUAUGGCAGCUUGUUGACUUGGAGGUUAAAAAAAGAAUAUAUAAUCUUUCCCCCCUUCUCCUUCAGCCUUCUUCCGCAUGCUGCAGAUUACACCUGAUUUGUAAUGAUAACUCACUGCACUAAUUUCUUAAUGCUUAAUUAUAAGAUGGCAAUCACAAAAAAGAAACAGUCUGAUUGUUCAAUGAAAAUGUAAAAGUUUUCUAUUAAUCAUUAUCAAUCAACGGAUCUUGUAAUGUGAAGCACCAAUCAAAUAAGAGCUGAAAUAUUUUUUUUGCUCUGCUAAUUAGGGCUUGUCUUUUGUACCUUCUCCGUGCCGAUUUGCCCUGAUGCGAGUUUUGUAUUCUGGAGGCCUGAAGGGUCUUACUAAAAAUUUAGCUUCUAUUGUCCUUUCCCCGCUUUAUAAACCCUUCUAUGAAUUUGAAAGACUUUCAUUCUGAAGAUGCGGCGAAGUUUCAUGAGCUCGGCAAGUUUGCAGAGAGUUUGCAUUUGUGCUGUUAACACAGACUGAAUCACUCAGCCCAUUUUCAAAUUUCACAGAUCAUUUUGUAGAAGAAUAAAUAAUGCCAGCAGAGUUGACUCUUCAGUCAGGUGCCGCAAAAAUAGGGGUUUUGUGCAGGGAUAGAGGGUUUUUGAUGAGUAUACUAAUGGACCUUGGUCCGGGAUGCCAAGGUAUAUGUACAAAUUUGGAUGCAGAAAUGAGGAAUUUAAUUUGACAUUUUCAGAAUUAAUAAUAUUCAAAUUCUAAUAUUCUUGACAAGGUGUUAAGUGCUUUUAAGUUCUGUUGUUUUAAAUGGGUGAAAGUUAAUCAACAAGACUUAAACGGGCUUAAUAUUAGCUAGCCCUAAGGUAUCUUGAAAAAUGGAGAUUGGUUGUGGGCUAUCUCUGCUGAUAGCUGUAGAUUUCCAUUCAGAUUUUUUAUUACAUUCUGCACUGGAUUCUAUAUUAUUAAAAUGUAGAACAUAAAUAUUAGAAGUAAUAAUAGUAAUAGUAGUAGUUAUACUUUCCAAAAAAUAGAGUGGCUGAAUUCAAAAUCAUGUAAAUCACUAUUGCUGCACAAUUUUUUUUCUGAAGGUAUCUGAAGACUUUUUAAACUAACUGAUCAAUUAUUCAAUUAACCUUCUUAUCACGCACACACACACACACACACACACACACAACUGCAGUUGAAAGGUUGGGCUGUAAAAGGUUUAUAUUGAUUGAAGUCUUCAAACCCCUAUGUUUUGCUAUUGGAUUUGGAUAGUCAGGUAUCUAAGGUGAUCUUGAGAAUUCAAUCAGUUUUAAGGUUAUGGCUUUGUAUUAUUGCCCAAAUGCAUUUGUUCAGGUACUCUCAGGGGCUCAAGCAAAGCCCACAGUGUGACAGGGUAGUCCAUUCUGCUCCACAUUAUGGCAAAAAAGCUAGCAAAAUCCUGCAUGUGCCCAUUCGCAGCAUCUAGUCCAGCAUCCUGCCUUUAAUGGGCUUCAACUAGAUAGGUCACAAAUUGAAGAAGACAGAGUUGGUGCUAAGCGCUGGUGUUUGCUCCCAGCACCUGACAAUCAGACUGGGGAUUUCAACACCAGUCUCCCUGGUCCUAAUCCAAACACUCUAACCACCACACCACACUUAACCUGGAGAUAAAAAAAAUUGAGCACUGGGAUUUAUUUCGAAGUAAAUAUACAUAGGAUUGCCGUGUAAGAGACUUAGCUACAAACCAGAAAGACCUCAGGUCAGGGGCACCAUCUACGGGGGCCGCGGAGCCAGGGCCCUACCAAUAUUUUCAAGAAGGGGGUUGCCCCCCCCAAAUCUACAUCCAUCCUCAAAAGAAUGUGCCAGGGUGAAGACGCUUUUGAAGAUCGCUAGAUGAAAGAGCAAAGUAUCUUCACCCCGUGUAUCCCUUUGAGGAUCGCCAGAGUGCGUUCUGGGACAGUGUGAUGGCGAUCUCUGUCAAGGAUACACAGGGUGAAGCAUCUUGGCCUCGCACAUCCCUUUCACAAGGUAAGGUGGCUGGUGGAUGGAGGAUAGUGGGCCGAGUUGGCCUGGCCGGACUGGGGAUGGGGGCAUCACACAUGUGACGUCAAGCAGCUAUGGGUCCCCCCAGUGUUGGGUGCAACUUAGUGCCACUGCCUCAGGUUGAAUCUCACAUCUCCCCUGUACUCAUGUGAUGGCGUUUGUUGUUGUUUAGUCGUUUAGUUGUGUCCUACUCUUCAUGACCCCAUGGACCAGAGCACGCCAGGCACUCCUGUCUUCCACUGCCUCCCGCAGUUUGGUCAAACUCAUGCUGGUAGCUUCGAGAACACUAUCCAGCCAUCUUGUCUUCUGUCGUCCCCUUCUGCUUGUGCCCUCCAUCUUUCCCAACAUCAGGGUCUUUUCCAGGGAGUCUUCUCUUCUCAUGAGGUGGCCAAAGUAUUGGAGCCUCAGCUUCAGGAUCUGUCCUUCCAGUGCUAAGGGCUCAGGGCUAAGUCCCUUAAGAAUGAAGAGGUUUGAUCUUCUUGCAUUCCAUGGGACUCUCAGGAGUCUCCUCCAGCACCAUAAUUCAAAAGCAUCAAUUCUUCGGCGACCAGCCUUCUUUAUGGUCCAGCUCUCACUUGAGAUGGUGCUAGUCAAGACCAAAUCUUAUAGCUCCCUGUCUGCAAUGUUAAUCUACCUUGCAGAGUUGUAAGAACUGUAACGGGGUGAUGCCAGUGGGGCGCUUGGAACUCUCAGAAGCACAGCACAUCUACUGCCACAGUUGGAGGCAGCAGUGCUUCUGAAUACCAGUUGUUGGAAACCACAGGAGGGGAAGAGUGCAUUUGUGCUCGAAUCCUGCUCGAGGGCUUCACUUUGAGGCAUCUGGUUGGCCACUGUGAGGGCAGGAUGCUGGACUAGAUGGGUCAGUGGCCUGAUCCAGCAGUGCUCUUAAGAGAUUGAAAUUAUCGCGGGGAGCCGCAGUUCAAUGAGAUUGGUAUACACACGAACCAUUGUAUCUCUGAAGCAGCUAACUUUAACAGCUCCCGGUCUGUGAUCUAUCAAACAGGGAAAAGAUGUAGUGAGUUAUCAUCUUUGAAGGUCUUUUAAAAUUCAUUUGGUAUGGCAGGGAACCAAAAAAAUUCAGCUCUGGCAAUUUACAUGACAACCUUUGAAAUUUAGAUCUCCAUGUGUACGCAUGUGGUUUUGUGUGUAAUAGAUUUAACGGCUUUCUGGAGGGGAAAGUAUUUAACUGCCGGACUUUUUAUGAACAAAUUGCAUUUUCUUUUGUCGCCUCCCCCUCCCCCUCCCUUUCCGAAACACAACUAUAAUCAAGAUAUUAGUGAAGAGUGUUUUGUGGCCGUUGGGGUGGGGUGGGGGGUGGAGAGUUGUAUGCAUUUCCUACUCUUUAUAAGAACAGCAGCAGGGGGAAAAAAUGCUCUGUUUGACCUUGUUUAAUGCAGGGCCACUCCAGUAAUCUGUGCAUAAUGAUUUUUUACAUUAAGGUCCCAGCUUGCUUUGGAGCCUUUGCAUGUCGCAGUAAUAUAAGAACGGUCAUUUUGCACAUUCCGAUCCCAUUAUGUUACAUUGUUGCUGAAUAAAGAGUGGUAUUAUGUUGCUCCUAUAAAGGGCAGAAGUGGCCGGAAUUUUAUCUGCUGAACGAAUCAAUCUGGAUUAUGUCAGUUGAAAAGAAUUGUGGGCUGCAAUCUCCAGCAGAUGGGGGGGAGGGCUUUUUUUUUUUUUAAUAAAUGAAAUAAAAUAAAAAGUAUCUGGUUCCUCGGAAUGCAACGGCUAAAGAUAAUACCUUUUGGUGACUGGCGGGGGAGAAAAGUUGAGUUUUUUAUUUCCACUCCCGUCCUUUUAUAUUAUUUUCAAUGAAGACUCCACCAAUUAUCAUUUCAACAUUAAGUAUUAGGAGAUCAAUUGGGAACUGAAUGCUAUUUCCUAACGCUAACACAGUGUUUUCUUUAAGCCGUCUUUGACGGGCUCUCUGGGCUGUGGGAAAAAGACUGAGCAAAUAAUGAGGGAAGGAUUUGUGGGGGGGAGGCAGGGGUGGGGCUUGGCAAACGAUGUGAGCUAUUCAUCAGCAACUCGAGGAAGAUGAUGGAAAUAAUAAGCACCCCUUAAAGGGGAAAGGGAUUUCCCCCCUCCUUUUUUAUGACAGUUUUCUAAAAAAGAAUCCUAACCUAUUUCGCUCCAAACUUCAUAAAACUUUCUGAUUAGCCAAUUUUAAACUUCCUGAAAUCAGCAAAAGAAAAGUUUCCCUUUGAAAUGGAUCGCAUGCAUUAAAAAGAGGGUGCAUUCUUUUGCAACGGGGGGGGGGGAGUGUCUUGUUUCCUGCCCAUUCUUGCAAAUUUCUUAUGUGUGACAUUGCCAUUUAAUAUCUAAUACAUUUCUUUUGACGCACACACAAAAAACCCCUCAGACAAAUCCCUUGUGUGAAAUAAUUUGUGUGAACUUUGAACCAACCAGCAAUGAAAUCUAGCUCUUAUUAUACUCUUUAUUUAUACAGUACAGAAACCGUUUGAAAUCUAAUACUGACAUGGAUAUAGAGUACACAUUCAGAGCAGUGAUAUAUGCAUAUAUAUACACACACACAUACACACACCUUUCUUAUUUUUCUUUAAACAGGGAAUUCCCCUUCCUCAUUUAGACAGCGGUACACUAUUGUUGCAAAAAUGUUUACCUUCCAAAUGAAUACACAUUUUCUUUUAAUAUUAUUGUGCUCCGAGUUGCUGAAUUUCUACUGAGCAGAUCUAAUUCCGCCAUCUGCAAAGUUCCCCAUUUUAUAAUACUUAUAAGCUGUUUUUAAUCUAUUUUUACUGCCAUGUUCUGUCCUGAAAUGUCAAAGAGUGCAGAAUAGGUCUUGGAAUUAACAUGACAGUUAAGAAACUUGGCAAGGUUUUACAGCAGAUUGUGACAUUAACAAAAUACAAAGGAGACUUGUGAAAUUAACAUUAAUGCAUGCUUGCAGACGCUAUAAAAAUCUAUAUGUCCAUGAUCAGGGAGCUAAAAAUUGGGAUUUUUUUUUUAUGUUGAUGCCAUUAAAUGCAGAUCUCUGAUGUGAAAAGAAAUUUCCAUAUGAAAAGCAACUUAGUAAAAAGUAAUGCUGUAAUCCCUCUCUCAGGAUUGAACAACAGGUUUAUGUAUCCCAGGUCAAGUAGGCAUAUGGCUCUUUUUGUUUGCCAAUUUUGUGUGUGUGUGUGUGUGUGUUAGGCUUUUUGAAUCUGUGAUGAGAAAGCUUUAAAGGCACCAACAUUGUCUUUCAACAGCUGCAAAAGAUAUAAGAUGAUAGAUGGGCCGAUAAGUGGUAGCAGUUAUUAAAAUUCACAGAUUGAGUAUUAAAUCACGAGGGGUGUUCCCUUUUUCAAAGCGGAAAGCUUAAAAGCAGGGUUAUUCACAGAGGCUCCAAAGAGGUUCUUCUCCAAACAUGGCACAUCCUGUGGUGGAACAGUUUGAUCCCAGUGGACCAGAGUGUCGGAGGCAUUCAGCAACCUCGGAAGCUUUGCUUGGUCGGCAACACAUGACCUCUUUUUUUUCUUUGGCAACGAGAAAGCAAAACUUUAGCAUUUCUUCAUUUCCCCCCAGUCUAAACAGAGACCUCAUAAAUUGCACAGAUAAUGAAGUGCUAAAGUGGAAAGUAAAAAUAUCUGAAAAAUUCACGAGAAAAAUAUGGUAAACACUGAAGGGCAGGCAGAGAUUAAAGGUAAUGCUUUGUGUGUAAGUGGUCUUUGUAAUAAGGCAAUUAAUAGGGCUGGUUGCAGCCACAUGUGGGAUGUGCAGUGUGCAAUUCUGCAGUCUGGGAGAGGCUCUUCUUGGGGUUCCAGCACAUGCAAGGAGAACUAAGCUUAGGGAAAUUUGUGAGAACUUUGCACUAGGGCUUUCUAUGGCUACUAGCCACAAUCGCGAUGUUCUGCCUACACAGUUGGGGAAAUAGAGGCACUAACAUACAGUGCCUAGGAAAGUGAUUGCAGCAUAGUGGGUAAGACAAUACAUACUAAUUUGGGCUUCCUUGGAUUCAAAUCUCUUUACCGCCCCUGCCCCCCCCCCCCAAACUCUGGGUUGUAAUUAAGUCAACACUUUCCCCUCCACCUCUGCCUUUGUAAUAUGGGGAUACUAGUAAUCAGUUUUUUUUUCAGCUGGAGCGCAGUUCCAGCACCUCUUAGGUAGGCGCCAUUGUGGAUCAGCGCUCCCCCCCACACACACUUCUUGCCUUUACAUACUUCUGAGAAGCCCCAAAUGAACAUUUCAAGUCAAAACAGAAGCUGGACAGCAUGUGAGAGUCUACACUUUUUUUUAGAUCUAUGACUCCACCUAGCUCCUAGUCAUUCCUAGCAGCGAUUGGCCAAUUCAUAUCUCCUUUUUCUUCAAUCUGUCUCCCUAGGCAGGCUUUAAGCUUCCCAGCCAGGCCUCUACCAUUGCGCUCAUGUGCAUUUGCAUGACAGCUCUUCCGAGCUGCCCUAGCCACCCACUUGAAUCUAAGAGAACGAGGGAGGUGGGGGCCCGUUUAUUUGACUUGCAUCAGAACCACGGGUGACCCCCAAACCGGCUAGGGAGACAGCUUGCUGUGGUGUUUAGCACCUCCACGGGUAAAGAACGAUACUGUUGUCAAACUGGCAUCUGUUCAGGGCUGCCCUGAGUUGCCCAGUGACUUAAUAACAAGUGAUGAGCUUCAGCAUCUAUUUUUAUUGAAAAAAAGCACUGCUAUAACUAAUCUAGGGACGCGGGUGGUGCUGUGGGUUAAAUCAUAGAGCCUAGAACUUGCCAAUCAGAAGGUCGGCGGUUUGAAUCCCCACAACGGGGUGAGCUCCUGUUGCUCGGUCCCUGCUCCUGCCAACCUAGCAGUUCGAAAGCACGUCAAAGUACAAGUAGAUAAAUAGGUACCGCUCCGGCGGGAAGGUAAACGGUGUUUCCAUGCACUGCUCUGGUUCGCCAGAAGUGGUUUAGUCAUGCUGGCCACAUGACCCGGAAGCUGUAUGCCGGCUCCCUCAGCCAAUAAAGCGAGAUGAGCGCCGCAACCCCAGAGUCGUCCACAACUGGACCUAAUGGUCAGGGGUCCUUUUACCUUUACCUAUGACUAAUCUAUAAUGUUAAGUGCAUUAUAAAAUGUGACACCAGGGGGCGAUGUACAGCAGUCAAUUGAAAAUUGCAUAGAGAGCUAUAGAACAUUUCUUUUUCUUAGCGGUUUUUUGUUUUUUGGUCAAUGUAGAUCCAUCCCUAGUACCAGUUGCCUAUCUUACAGGGAUGUGAGGAUUACUGAGGUGUGUUGAAGAGAUUACAGAUGUAACCGGUAUAUAGGGAUUUUUAAUGUCAGAAAGAAUGGCCAUAAUCUUAUAGUCAGAAAUGUGUGCACAAUACACCCCUUCGCAAAUCUUGAGCAUCUCCUAGCACUGUGAUCUGGAAUUGGAUCUGGCUGGAGGGCUGGAUCCAGAAGCAGCCAGACUUCUAUGGGCCACAAGAGGUGGUCUGGGCCACUCACCUGUCAGUUACCUAACAUCAUAUGACAUCAGGUAACUAAUUUCAAUUUAGGGCUGCAAAGGAAGGAUGCGGAGCACACUUAGAGCUUGGAGCCGUGGCAACUGGAACUUGCUUGUGCCUGAUGUCAUAUAUUUCACAUCAGACAUAGGAAAUGUGGGCAUGACUUGCCAAAAAUGGCCUGCCGCACCAAUCUCUGAGGAUUGGGUCAGAGAUUCUCUACCACACUCCUAGCAUAACAAGUUAUCUCAGAUGAGUAAGUGUUCCCUCACCUUAAAAUUGAGCAUCUAGCAGAUUGUACUGUUAGGGGUGAAAAAAAAGAUCCAUAAAGAUUGAACUGGAUGUUUAAACUUACCCCUUAAAUUGUUGUUUAUUUAUUUAUUUAUUUAGUUAGUUAGUUAGUUAGUUAGUUAUUAUUUCAUUAUAUUUUACAAUAUUUGUAUUGUUGUUAGCUGUGUUGAGCACCAUCUGGUGGCGAGGUAGGAUAUAAAAAUUAAAAAUAGGUAGGUAGGAGGUAGAUAGAUGAUAGAUAGAUAGAUGAUAGAUAGAUAGAUGAUAGAUAGAUGAUAGAUAGAUAGAUGAUAGAUAGAUGAUAGAUGAUAGAUAGAUGAUAGAUGAUACAGACAGAUAGACAGACAGAUGAUAGAUAAUACAGAUAUAUUUAGAUCAUGCAGUCCCCCUUUUGUUACGCCUCGUGCCAUGCCUCAUAGCAAUUGUGUACCCUAGCAGGGUGACCCGUGACCAGCAUGGGAGUUCCUAGGAAACAAGCCUAAGGAAGAUGCACAGUCUACCUGCACCUGCCAGUGCUCACAAUCACAGUGAGCAAAAAAAGAAAAAAAGAAAAUUGAGUAGCCUGGCCAUUUUGCUAUGAGUUCUGUCAGGCACAGAUUUGUGUGAUGUCUCCCUAGCCUCAUGUCUACGGAACCAGGAUCCUCAUGGUGAAUUGGCCAGCCCUCUGUGUGCUUUUUAGCACACUCAACAUGUGACUGGGGUGGGUGGGAUGUACCUUCUUCUGCGGCUGUUUGUCCACCUUUAGUCCCCACCCUGCACUCAGCUGUUACCUGUGGCUCCUAGAAGCUGUCAGCAUGUGACAGUGGUCGCACCCUGAGGACAGCUUUGACUGUCUGGCUAAACCAGGUGAGGGUAGCCAAUGGCUCUCAAACCCUUGGUGAGUUAGGGACAUCACCUGCAUGCAAAAACAGGUUCUGGUGUGGAUUGAGCGAAUGAAACUAAAAGUGGCUUGAAUGGUCAAGUGGGCAGCUUCUGCAUAUGCUAUAGAGGGAAGUGAGAGGCAGAUGGGGCUCGUCAACCUGGGAAGGUAGUCCAUGUAGGAGAAAGAAAACCCUGACCCUAAAACUCCACUGCCUUGCAGAAUAUUUUUCCAGAAAAGAAAGGACUAAGGAGUAAACCCUAUGCAAAUCCAGAGUGAAGUCUCUAAAACCAUUGGAAGGUGUCUUGUACGGCGCCUUCCAGCAACUCCUGCAGCCAAGUAGGCACCCAGAUGUAUUGCUCUGGUUUCUUUGGAUCACAUCAGCAAGGCUGAAGGUGUGUGAGGGGGGGAGGUCCUGUGGUCUGGGCAGCCCAGAACUGCCAUACACACUGCAGCAGUUUAAUUUCACCCCCAGAGGCACACUCCAUUGUCUCUUGAGACAGAUGGAUGCCAACAGCAACAACAACAUGUGACUUUGUGCUUUGCUACUAUUGCUCUUGGCAAGCCUUCCCCAAUCUGGUGCUCUCCAGGAGCUUUGGACUGCAAGCCCACUCAGCCCUGGGCAGUUAUCAAGGAUGCUGGGAGUUGUGGUCCCAAACAUUUGGUUGGGCAAGGCUGCUCUAUGCCAUUGGUAGUGAGGAAAUUCUGUGCCAGUGCCCCUGAAUCAUUCUGAAAGUACAGUGGUACCUCUGGUUAAGAACUUAAUUCAUUCUGGAGGUCCGUUCUUAACCUGAAACUGUUCCUAACCUGAAGCACCACUUUAGCUAAUGGGGCCUCCCGCUGCUGCCGCGCCGCUGGAGCAUGAUUUCUGUUCUCAUCCUGAAGCAAAGUUCUUAACCAGAGGUACUAUUUCUGGAUUAGCGGAGUCUGUAACCUGAAGUGUAUGUAACCUGAAGCGUAUGUAACCCGAGGUACCACUGUACUAUUAAAUGCUACAGCUGAGAGAUGCCACAGGGAUCAGCAUCCCUUUGGUGAAAACCACAAAAGGCCUGGCUCUUAGACUUCCAGAAGGUCAAAUUAGAAUGGCACUGUUCUUAUAUUAACCACACAUAUUUCCUUAGUGCAAGGACAGGUCCCUCCUGGAGACACCUAGGCGAGGUGAACUUGUUUUGUGAUGGACUUGUUUUGUCCAUCAAGGCUGAUCUUAGGUUGCUGUAUUGAACAUAUAGACCAGAUCCUCCACUAUGCUUGCUCCCCAUGGGAAAAUGUUGCUGUUUCCUUUUAUUUAUCCCCCUAUUGUUAUGGCCAUAUGACAGAUUGCAUCAUGAUUAAAUUAAAAGGUCAAGUCUAGGAAAAACUGAUGCACUACAGAGAUGAAAGGAUUUAUCCAAAGGGUUGUAUUCCGAGCUCAAGCAGUUGGUUGCCAACCUCUUCCACACCUUUAAGGAAACACAGAAGCCCUUUUCGCCAAGUGCUGGUGCAAAAUCUUCUUGGAAGGAUUCACCUUUAAACAAUUAGUGAGAGCCCUUGUCAGAAAUGGUUCUCAUCUUGAUCCUAAUGAAGUGAAAGUCAGCCAAGACGGACUAAGAAGACCUGAAUGACUGAUUUGCUGGUAGGUAGCUCCAAAGCAUGAGCUCCCACAGCAGCAUAAAUGCAUUUGUCAGUAAUUAAUGUUCAGUGGCAAAUACCACCACAAGACACAGUAGAUUUGUGGAGAGCAGGGCACCUGUGCCAGUUUAGACAUGUCUUGUGGUCAGGGCUGGUGCUAUCAUGAGGCAGAUGCCUCAGACAGCAAAUAUUGAGAGAUAAUGAGUGGAGAGAGCUCUGCAUGUGUGCUAGGCAACUUGCCCUGCACCCACCAAACUACGCCGCUGCCCAGGGCCAUAUUUAUCAUAUGCGCCGCCGGGGUGCAAAGAUCCGCCCAGUGCUCCUAAAUUUAGUUUAGCUGCCCCAAAUGAACCUUUAAUGACCUUUUUUGGGGAGGGGGGAAGCCAAAGUUGUUGACCUUUUUAGGGGGGGUGAACAAAGUUUUUUUGGGGGGAAUUGUUCACCUGUAGCAAUGACGCAGCAGAAAAAACUGCUUUUGUUUCCUGACUCAUUUGAUGCUACGGAGUAACAGAGCGAUGGUGGGGGCGGGGGCGGGGCAGGGACUUUCACUCCAUUGCUUUUCACUGCUGCUGAUCAAGAAUUUGGAGCCCGGGUGGCACUCACCCCUUGCACCCCCCAGGUAAAGACCGCCCUGCCUCUGCCCUGGGAGUGCAAUGGGGUGCAAUGGAGGUUGCUGGAAUGAGAUUCAGUGGUCUGUUGAGCAUUUGUUCAUACAAUGGAACUGGGAAAAGGCAACUUCCUGCCCUUUGCUUCAGGUAGCAAAAUGCCUUGGGCCAAUUCUGCAUGGGGCUGUGCUGAUGAUUCAGGUGUGGUUCUGCCAUUCUCACAUGGGAGUGCUCUUUGCUUGUACGUGUGUGUGUGUGUGUGAGAGAGAGAGAGAGAGAGAGAGAGAGAGAGAGAGAGAGAGAUUGUGUUUAUACCUGUAAUUUCCAUGCAUGGUAGAGAAGUCCUAGCUCAAUAUUGGACAUAUAGUUUGGACAUAUCCCUAUUAUUGACGCUUGGUGAACAGCAACUUUGCAGACAAACUAAGCAGGCAAAUCAGAUCCUGGAGCAACACCUCCCUUGUUUCCUCAGUUACCAACUGACCUGCUCCUUCCUAGCUUGAGGAAUGUUUAUUUUAAGAGAAAAUAUUAUUAGAAAUUGAUACUUUGUGAGGAAAUAUAUUCAGAAACACACAUUGAAAAACCUGUAUUCAUUAUGUACAUUAAUGUGUGGUUUUUAAGAAAGCAGCACAACCUGGAAAUAGGACAAUUUGUCUGAAUCUACUACUCAGUAUUACCGUACUUCCCCUUUGGAUGCUAUAAACCAACAAUGUCCAAGUGGUCGACCGUGAUCGACAGGUAGAUCCCUCAGUGAUCACGGUUGAUUGCGGGAUCCUUAUCAAUCACGGGAUUAAAAGCAAUGUAUAAGGAAUGUUUCUGCCCCCCUCGCUCUGUCCCAACGAUGCAUCAAAAGGGCGGUAUUUUAUAGUUUGCUGUAUUAUUUUGUGUGCUUGUUAGCAUCGUAGUUAUUUGUUAGCCUUUCCCCCACAAAUUUGGUCUCCCCUCCCCUAAAACAAGUUCAACAACUUUCAGGAACUCUGGGCAAUCCUCCCCUUCCACACCCCCAGCCCAUGCACACUCCUCUUCCCUCCAAUGUCAAUGGGUAGAUCACGGCCAGUAGAUCACAGUCUCUUGGGAGUUGGACGUGUCUGCUAUAAACAAAGUGAAAAAAGUGGAGCUCAAAUCUAAACCUUUAGCAUGUGCCUAAAAGACAAAAAUAAUCAAAACUGCAAUUCUCUACUAACAUCCCAGGAAGUAGUCUUGGCUGAGCUCAGUAGAACUUAUCUCCAAAUAGAUGUGUAUAGGAUUGCACUUGAAGCAAAGUUUUUCCUACAAUGGAGAUGGAAAGUGGUCACUUGUUGAUUUGGUCGUUCUUAAAGAGGCACAGUGCUUCUGGUUCGGACUGUCAGCAGGCCCUGCAAGUCAGGCCUGUAGGACUUCGCAGAUGACUAGCAGAGAUUGCACAGAAGUGCUGCAGCACCAUGUGGACAUUCAACACAAAUCCUCUUAUCAUGUAUGUUAACACGUCAGGUUAGAAAAAUGGCCCUGUUGACACCAGGUUCACGCAACCAUUGCAUCCAUGGGAUACCCAUUGUGCCUGUGAGAAAUGCUUGAGCUGUCUCAAAGCAAUGGCAGCUUUAUUUAUACCUGUGUCUUCUUUCUUUUGUUUUUCCCUUUUUGGGUGUUGAGGUUUAGAGUGGGUGUUUCCUUGAAAUAAUGUAAUAGAAAACUCUUUAAAUCGUUUUCUGUAACGGCUGGAAAUCCUUAUAUAACCACACGGGGGAGCUCACAACUUGAAAACAAGCAGAAGAGGCAGAUUUUGGUGAAAAUAGCUUAAAACUGGCUGAAGGUUCAAUAGCAUUUUCACAGGGAGGAGGGAAUAAUUGUUUUUCUAGAAGACGGAGAAGGAAUAAAUUGAAUCCUGGAGGUUCAUGUUGAAAUACAAUUUUCUCUUUAUUUCUCUGUAUGUUUUUCACUAAUAAGAAAAGCAAACUUUUGUGUACACAAUCCUUAAACUGGGAUCCUUUCACAGUUCUUUGGAUGUAAGCCCCAUUGAUCUCAUGGAACUUCUUCCAUUGUGAAUGUAAGAUGGGCUUGUCUCUUCAUUAUUAUUGUUUGUCAGAAUGCAGAAUUCAGUCCAACUAAAUUAUAUAAUCAAUAACUUUUCAUCACAAAAGUUUAUCAUAAUCUACAGGGAAUAAUUCCACAAAAAUUAGGAUUUUGGAAAGGUGGAGCAAAGGUAUCACAAAAGACAUUUGUAGGGGAGGAACGAUUUAAUACAGGGCGCCAAUGUACUGUGACUGAAAUAGAGAUGAGUGAGAAUUGUGAUUCAGUUCACAUUAAAUGCAAACCCAUGUCCCACUUUCAAAAACAAUACAUAAACUGAAACACAGGCAUCCUUCAAAAUUCACACUUUUCUGAAUUUUGCAGUGUGGUUAUUCAGCUAAGCAAUGUACAAAGAGUAAAAACACACAAAUCAGUGAAAUGACAAGUGACAGUGCAUUAUUGUACUAGGGAACUUGCCUUGCAAAAAAGUUCCACCAAAACUUCUGAGCUUUGCCUAUUGCAUGCCUAAAAAUGUGAGCGGGAACAUUUGAUCUCUAUGUAAUGAUGUGAAAAUCAUUUGUAAGGUGAUAAUUUAGUGACUAGAAUAAAGUGCACUGUGUGCCUUUGCACAUCCUUUUAUCUUUAUCGGGCCUUCUGUUUUGUUCCUUUAUCGUAUCUCUUCUCACGAUUUCUGUGUGAAAGAGCUUAGCUUUUAUAUUUCACAAGAAGGGCCUUGUCUGGUGAAAUGAAGAUAUCUACAUCACACCUGGCGUAUCAUUCUCACAACAUAUGUCAACACUGCGAAGAGAUGCCCACAAGUAUCUCCUGACUGCUAGACCCUACCUCCUGCCUCCCGCUUUUAUAUUUCUAAGCAGGAAAAAAAUGCCCAUUGUUAUGUUAGUCAGAGUGGGCGAGGAACAAGAGGCAGGGCCACAGCUCAGUGGCAGAGCACAUGCCUGGCAUGCAGAAGGUCACAGGUUCAAUCCCUGCCAUGCCCAGUUAAAAGGAGGUGGUGGAAAAGGCCUGAGACCCUGGAGAGUUGGUGUCAGUCAGAGAAGAGAGGAUACUGUUCUGGAUGGAGAAAUAGUCUCACUUGGUCUGAGUCUACUAGCCAUGAUGGCUGUUCUCUGUCUUCGUGGUUGGAGGCAGUAAUGCUUCUGAAUGUCAGUUGAUGGAAAUGGCAGGAGGGGAGAGUGCUCAUGUGCUCAGGUCUGCUUGUGGGCUUCUCAUAAUGGUAUCAGGUUGGUCCCUGUGAAAACAGGAUGCUGGACUAGGUGGGCCAUUGGCCUGGUCCAGCAUGGCUCUUCUUAUGUACUUUUGUAAGACAGCAUCCUUUCUUUCUUGGGGUUGUGAACUACAAAGGCAACUAGGAGAACAAUGUGUUUCUGAAUGCUCUCUGCAUAGACUCCCAUCAUGCCCCACUGAGAGGGUCAUCUCAGCAAGGGCAACCCUACCCAGUAUAGUACAAACAGUACAAUUUGCUUUCACUGUACCAGUAUCCCAAAUAGUAAUUCUGUACUUUCUUCCCCAUGGGACUGGAUGCUGAUUCUGCCUCCUUGAGUCCAUGGUCAGAGGAGCUAAAUCUAUGCUUUGUUGUUUGUCAUCCCAGCCACUGAGUAUCAGCCUAGUCCUAUCUAUAUCUAUUUCAUAUAAGAACUAGUGUUUUACUACUAAUAAACUAAUUUCUAACUCACCCUUUGUUCAUCAAGAUCCUGGUGCGGUUUGGAAAGCAUAGUUCCAUAAAACAAAUCCCUAAAAUCUAAAACUUAAUAAAUGUAACAGUGAACACAGCAGAAAGCAUAUUUAACACCUGUCUAUUUAUCUAUCAUCUACCUACCUACCUAUCCAUCUAUCUAUCUAUCAUCUAUCCUUUUACCUACCAUGCUCGGAUUCUGUUCCUUGGUCACACUGAAGUGUGACAUAAUGCUGGGAACAAAUGCACAUCUAUUUCUUCUCUUGUCUGCUAUUAUUGCUGAAGAACAGAAGUGCAUAAUGGUGAGAGUUAAGAAGCAAGUAAGAGAUCAGCUCUUCUGACAUAUUCCUAGUGCAAACCAAAGUUUGAUUAAUCUUCACCACACAUUGAAAGAUUGUGUGAAAGAGGCUCUUGCAAACCACUUGAGGGGGAGAUACAAAGGCAGUAUUUUAAAUUUUUAUUCCAUCUCUUGUGGUGUACUAAUUCCAUGAUCUGCUGCUCAUAGUAACCUGGAAGUAAGUUUCUUAGAGACUGAUGGGAUUUUGGGUUGAAUUAAUUAAUCUCUGCAUUAUUUGAUGAGCAUCUCUGGACCCAUUUGGGUGGAUAAAGUAACACCCCCUCAGAUCUGUUAAUGGUUUCUUGGGGGGCAAUUUACAUGAAUUGGGAGCCAAAAAAUGCAGACUUUGUGUCCUAAGAGCUAAUGAUGUUGGUGCACUUUGCAAAGUAAAAUAUAUUUACCUGUGCUGUGUGGCACCAUACAGCCAAUCAGGUACACACACCCACACACCCAUUUGCUAUAGGAGGCCUGCCCUUAGCCUAGCAGUUGUCUUUAAGCAGCAGCCUGCAAUUGAUUGUGGCCUGCUGUGGAAUUGAAUAGGCUCCUUCUCCCCAAGAGGAGCAGGGCACAGAGGAAAGGAAAAGGAGGAAGGAAUCAGCCCGACUGGAAGUUUAGUAGCCCAGGGUCAGUCUUUGUAUUUUUGGCAUGUUGGAGCACAGGGGCAGGGGCUUCAUGAAAGCUAAGUGCCUCAGAACACUCGGCUUCACAAAUUAAUCCCUGCCCCAGUUUCCUUCUGCUUCUAUUCUCCUCUGCUUCCAGUCAUCUGUUCUUCCUUUCUCACUUUUGACCAGAUGGUGCUCAUUUACUCUGCCAUUAUGCCAAAAUAACUUCAGUGCAGUUGAUGUCGUCUUUUUCUUCAAGGCUAUCUUUUCCUCCUUCCCAGCUGCUCUUCCUCACUCGCUUCCUGCCUGAUUCCCCAAAAGCAAUCUUUGUCUGCUCGUAAGCCCCUUCGUGUGAGAUCAGUCCAUACCUGGAACCUACCGCUGGUAUUCUGCUGAUCUCAGAGUGUGGCGCUGCGAGGGUCUGUCUUGGUUUGCAACUUAUUUUGAAAUAAGCAGACAUGCAAUCUCCUUGAUCGCUUUUUCUCUGGUGCAAAUUUCAAUGCAUCAUUUGUUUUUGGCAGACCUAUGUGAUUGAAGACUCUGCUAUUUUAUGGCUUGUUCUUUGCUGGAAGGUUUAAAAUAUUUUUUGCAAUUUUCUGAAAUCCUUCAUUUCUGCAUUCAGGAAUGCAACUUUGCCAUUUUAGUGGACAGGUGUAAGAGUAGCUCAGUGGGGUAGUCCCUGCUUCAUACACAGAAUGGCACGGUUAGAGUGUAGUGGCUAGAGUGUUGGACUAGGACCAGGGAGACCUGGGUUCUAGUCUCCACUUGACCAUGAAGCUCACCAGAUGACCUUGGGCCAGUAUCUCAUUCUCAGGCUGACCUACCUCACAUGUUGUUGUAGGACUUUCUACACCACCUUGAGCUCACUGGAAGAAAUAAUAAUAAUAAUAAUAAUAAUAAUAAUAAUAAUAAUAUCACAGGUUCAGACUCUGGCAUUCUGAACCUUGGAGAGCUUCUGCUGGUGAGUGUAGAUCAGGAGUCAGGAACUUUCCUUAGCCUGAUUACACAUUGUGGGGAGACUUCAUUGUUACAUGACAAUGGAGAAUGUGGCCAGAGGCAAUAGUUGGUGGCCCAAAGGAUGUGACUGUCACCUUUGCACAGUAAACUGCAUUUGAGCCCUGCAAAACCCGGAGGGCUACCCCCAGAGAAGCAAGAGAGGUGUUACUACAGUUCAAGGACAUAUCCCAGCCAAGGAGCAGGGCUGGUGGUGAGGGUCAUAACUUCAGGAGGGAGCCAGCAAUGCUUCUGAAUACCAGUUGCUGGAAAAUGCAGGAGGAGAGAGUGGUCUUGUGUUCGGGUCCUGCUUUCAGGUUUGUUGUAGUCAUCUGGUUGGCCGCUGUGAGCAGAGGAUGCUCGACUAGAUACACCCCCUUUGGUCUGAUCCAGCACAGGAUAUUCUUACAUUCAUAUGUUCUAAUGUUAAGAGAGAGCCUGCCAUGCAUACAGUUGUAUGCCCAGCUGAAUGCAUGUAGAUUGCGGCACAGUGAUAGCACCUGUGAAUUUGCUGUCCUUUCUCUAAGCAUCCAAAGAACAUCUGAAAAGAACUUACAGGUUGUUUUCUUCUAACUGAAAACUGACUGGAGUACAGAGCAGUGUUUAAAAUUGUCCCAUGUGAACUCAUUCUUGUUGCCAGUAUCAUACUGUCCUUGCAAAAGAACUAUCCAACCUACUGUUUGUUUUGGAAUGAAUUAUUUCACAUUGUCCCUUUAAACCUCUGAGACAGUGGUGCAGUACAUCCUCCGUAUUCAUUUCAUUUUUUUUAAUCAGCCACUCAGAAGCGCUCUAGUGCUGUAGAGCAGCUGAUGAUGUGCAAUGACCCUAGGAACCAGAAUCUACCACUUUAGAGCUCUGAAAUUGAUUUUUAUUCCUCUUUGCUUAUGGAGAUCCAAAGAGUCUCUCACCUGCCAUCUGAUGCUGUGAAGUGGCACCGUAUUUGAGACAGGAGUAGCAACACUAGUGCCAUUAUUAAAAAACACCUUUGUUGCCCUUUUGCUUUGAACCUUCCUGCUCCUAAUUAAUGUGACUUGUUUCAGGUUCACUCUAGGUAUAAUGAGCCUCACCAUCUGCAAUAUCUCUGUAACUGGAUUAUUUAUUUAUUUAUUAGUAAAACUUUCUUCGGAUGGUGAAGGGCCCAUGCUUUGCCAGUUCACAAAGACGGGAAGGGCUCUCCUUCCACACUUGUGGUCCUAAUUCUAUAUUUUGAAAAGCAAAGAACUUGAUGAGGAAGGGUCAUAGCUCAGUGGUAGAACAUGUCUUUGCAUGAAAAAGAUCCCGGGUUCAAUUCAUUGUGUUUUCAGGUGGGACAGGGAGAGACUCUUGGCCAUAAUCCUAGAGAGCAGCUGCCAGCCAGUAUUGACAAUACUGAUCUAGAUGGAUCAAUGGUCUGACUCAUUUGAAGGCAGCUUCCUAUGGUCCUAUGACCCUAUGAAGAAUAUAAAAAGAGCCUGCUGGGUAUGAUCUGAACAAACACAGGCAACACGUGGCUAAUAAUGUUCUAACAAAAUAUUUGCAACAUGUAUUAUUUCACAAUUCUUAAACAGAAAAUAUGUGAUGGAGUCACAAAUAAUAAAAGUCAAUCAAUGUUGCAUGAACAAAAUUAGAAAAUGUAGUCCAUUGAUGUCAAAGAGGCAAACAAGCCUUUCAACAGUCACAGUCCUGUAACCAUGCAGUAAUGGAUGCUCCAAACACAGAACAGUUUUUCCAGAUGACGAACUGUUUUGAUAGUAACUCUUCAUCAGCAGAUAAAUGGUCCUAAAGGUACAUCAAGUAGCAAAGGAUCAGCACUCACUUAGGUAUGAACUGAAGGCACAGGAGACCACUAACUUGUUGAAGUCAUGCAGGUCUGAUCAGUACCUAGAUGAGUGAGUACCACCCAGGAACCUCAGGCAUACCACCUGGGUUUCAUGGUGGAAGAAAGGUGGGAUAUAAAUGGGGGGGGGGGAAUAAGUGAUAAUGAGGCCUUCAAGACUGUUUUUUUCUGAUGCAUUAGCAUGGGAUAAGUCAGAGAAUGAGCAGAGGCUGGAUACGUGUCCCCUUUCCUUUGAUAGGGUUUCUACUUCAUACUAGCCGUUUGAAUGGUAACACUUUGCAGGAUUGCUCAGAGAUUACAUACUAGAGAUCCAAAGCUUAAUGUGUUUUACAAGCCAAACCUCUGCAGUCAGAAGGUAGCACCAUAGAGCUCAAUGGAGCUUACUCCCAUAAACUAGGCAUAAGAUUGUGCGGUCGUGCUGAUCCUAACAAAUGAAAUUUUACACUAUGUAUUGACUGUGUGUGCAAAUGUGUAAACUGACAGGUUGACAUAGCGGCCUAUGGUUAUGGGAUCUCAUUGGGGGCAUGACUGUGGACUCCCCUUGAGAGGGUGAGGUGUGCAGGAAAAGGCCUUGGGUGUUUUGUCUCUAAAAUAGAAAUGCAGGAGUCCACACUGAAAUCCGUUUUUGCCUCCUGCUUUUCUAUGCUAAGACCAUCAUUUGCUAAUUCCAAACCUGGGUUGGGUCGAACAUUUGAAACGGUGAGCAGACUGACAUUCAGAGCUUUUCUCUUAGGUUGUCAUUUUUAUGUUAAUUGAAUGCCUGUGUUAAUCUAAUAGAGUUUAGAUUUAUGGCAGGUUCCCUACCUUGUCAUACCCUAAUCAAUACAUAUUCCAACACUGAGAUGGACAGAUGAGGAAAUCUGCCUCCUGUCUGCACUUCUGUUCUAUCAGCUGUCAAUAAUUCCUAAUUUGAAUCCUUCAGAUGAUCAAAUUUAUGGGUUUUAGUAUAUUGCAUUAAUCACAGAAAUUAACUUUUGGGGGAAAUGAUGCUAAAGGUCAGAGUCUUGGAGGAGCAGUAUCUGUUUUUGUCUCAGGCGCGCUGCACACACAGGACACGCACACAACACACAAAGACGAUGUGGGUAUUAAUCUGAAUAAACCAUGCUGGUGCUUUUGUCAUCUCCAUGGUAGCUGCUUCAUCUGGAGUUUGAAGCUGAAAAUAAAGCAAAGUAUUAUUUUCUAAUUUAAGAACACCCAGAUGCUUAAUGUGCAUAAUAGAGAUUUAAAAGCUCCUGCCAUGUUUUGUUUACAUGGGUUAUCUGCAAUCAAAACUCGUUGACAUGGUGAAGAGCUCAGCAUCAAAUCAGCCUCUUCCACAUUCUUCAUCCAUUUUCUCCAUCCAGAGCAACCCUGUACAAUUUGUAUCAAUUCAGAGCAACCCUAUACAAUUUGUAUCCAGCCAAGUCAAACACAGCCCACCACCAACAUACAAGCCUCAACAAGCGCUGCUUGUUUUCUACAUAUCAACUAUCCGUAUUUACGAGGGACAGUCCUUUUAUUUAUUUAUUUUGUUACUUGACCCAAACAUAUUGCCACCAGUUUGCUCCUGUUUUGUCCCCUUUUGCCAUUUUUGUGGGGUUGGGGAAAACCUUCUCAUGAACUGUGAGCUCUUCAGCUCCCUCCCCCGAUUCUCUGGAAGGUUUGGAUCAGUCUUGUGCAAAUAAAUGCACGUGGAUAAAGAGUAAUUGUAGUGCACAACAAACAACCACACCCUAGGCCAACCCCAACCUCUGUCACCACCAAAGGAACACAAGUGAAUAGCAGAGGACCUGCACAAGCGACACUGACACAAAACCCCACAUAUAUUAAGUAAAAUAGAAACAUCGCCACCCGACCCCACCCCCACUCAUCUUUCCCCCUCCACCUCUUUCCCCCUUUUCUCCCUAAUGUCUCAACAAAUGAAACUGAUCUGUAAAAAAUGUUGCUUGAAAAAAAGAGAGACAUUGCACAUACUUUUGUAAACCAAGAAAAUCUUUAAUAAAAAAAACAUUAAAAAGAAGAAAGAAACUGAGGUUUACAGUCAUACCUCGAGUUGAAUGUGCUUCGGGUUGAGCACAUUCGAGUUGCGCUCCGCGGAAACCCGAAAGUAACGUAGCGCUUUACUUCCGGGUUUCGCCACUUGUGCAUGCGCAGACACUCAAAAUGACAUCACGUGCAUGCGCGGAAGCAGCGAAACGUGACCCGCGCAUGCACAGACGCACCGUCGUGUCUUGCGUUCCAUUCAGGAUGUGAACGGGGCUCCAGAAUGGAUCCCAUUCGCAUCCCGAGGUACCACUGUAUUUGGAACCAUGUUAGCAUAUUAUCAGGCACUUGUAUUUUUCUAAUGUAUUGUUGUAUCUGGACAGGUUUCUUUGCAUGGCAGUGGCCUUAGCUGACCACGUAAGUGUCCUCAUCAGCAUCCCAAAAGAAUGAGCUAGGUUGCAAGAGCUACAACCAAGUGAUGGUGCCCUCCAGGCUAAUGGGUGGGCCUUUCUUCCACCCCUCACCUAGUUGCUACGUAGGAGAACAAUAGCCAGAGAGUUGUGUGAGAGCUGGGCUGGAAGCAGGCUGGAAGCUGGAUAAAGAGAGACAUGCUUGCUGUGUGCUGGAUCCAAGGCUGUGACUAAUGGGGAGAAGCCAGAUCCGUUGGAGUGCUAAUGCUGUGCACCCUUUCACCUUUGCUCAGAUUGUAUAUGAGUAUAAAUAAAACCAUGUAUCCAAAAUAUGACACAGUCUCCGCUGGCCUUCAGUCCAGGGAAACCAAAUCCUGGGUAAACACAGGAAACCCCUGGAUUCUCUCACCACCUGGAAAUCAGGGUGGCAUGUAACAAUAUCUUAUUUGGGGUGAGUUGCCAUGUGUCCUCUUUUUCCAGGAAACGUCCCUUGUUUCAUGGGUAGAAUCGUCCUAAUGAUCCAUAGUUAAAAGUAAAAGGUAAAGGGACCCCUGACCAUUAAGUCCAGUCGCUCAGUGGUUUAGACCACAGUGCCGACCGCGUUAAAAGUAGAAGUCAUCAAAUGUGUUCUCUUUUUUUGCUCUUCAAAAUAUGGCAACCCUAGUAUGAGCCCUCUGAAGUGCAGACCUGAGUCCUGUUGCCAUCCUCAAAUUUGUGGCAAAGAAUUCCCUGUGUUUGUGGAGGAGUACCUCUUUUUUGUCCUGAACCCAUUGCUAAGCCCCUGUCCCCUUGUUUUAACAUUAUGAAAGAGAGAGGGGGAAGGAGGGAGAGGAAGAACAUUUCUAUUGUUUCCACCCUAUUCAUAAUUUUAUAAAACUCUAAUGGACUUGGGUCAUAGGCCCCCUCCCCUGUUAGAAGUGUUUGGGUCCUCAAGUCAACCACUUUCUCCCAGCAUUUGGGAUUUGGAAGUAAGCACCUUCAUCCACAAGAUCUGCUACAUUUUAAUAUGUAGCUCUAUUCAUGCAAAUUUCUUUUUAAAUGCAUUGUUGUCUGAAAAACUGUUAAUAAAUGAAGGUAGCAAAAAUGUGGUUUUAAAUCAGUUUAAUAAAAUUAUUCAUGUAGAUUUUAAAUCAUUUUUACAGCUGAUUUAACAUUUGUGACUGGUUUAUAGAUUAUGAUAUAGGAUGGCGUUUGCAUCUUUGCAAUUUUAUUCCAAUUUGGAAACAGUACAAAUAUUAAUUUUUGCUCUGAUAAUGGAGCCUUUGAGAAUUAAACUUGUCUUUCCUUUAUACACAUUUUAUGAGAACGCUUUAAAUAUGAUUUUAAAUAUUUUUAGAGACUUUAUUGCAAAUAAAGUUGUUGUGUUUUUUUUAAGUGGGACUUAACUGCAAUACAUCUGCAAAAGUUUCCAUCCAUACACAUCUUAAUGUUUCCUCAGUUACUUUAUUGAUGUGAUAUACAUACGGAUUACUCUUUGCAAAAUUAUACAUUUGGUAGAAGCAAUAAACAACAGUAAAAGAAAAUCACGCUGAAACAGAUGAAUGAAGUAGCCCUUGAUUCUUAUACUACCACUCCUCUUUCUUCUAGUUCCACUACUACUACUACCAAUAAUAAUAAUACAAACAUCAGAAGCUGCCUUAUAUUGAGUGAGACCUCAGUAGUGUCUAUACUGGCUGGCAGCAGCUCUCCAAGGUAUCAGACAGGGUUCUCUUGCAGCCCUGCCUGGUAAUGCUGAGGAUGGAACCUGGGACCUUCUGCAUGCAAGACAGAUGCUCUGUCACUGAGCUAUGGCUCCCCCGAUAUGUUCUAAGUAUGAAUGAGAAUGUUUUCAAAGAACAACAAUAGGAUAAAACAUAAAGCUGCAGAUACGAGGGUGCAGAUCACAGUGAGAGGGUUUAUGCUAUGUGCACCUGGUACGUUCAUGGGCACUGUUCAGCAGGUUUGCUUCAUGCAUGGAGGUAAAGUGAGGCUCGUGGACACAAUCCUACGUCUCCUUCCAUGCAUUCAAUAUAUGAGGAGUCAUCACACGAUCAGGGCUUUGGGGCAAGGCAAAUGGGCACCACAAGGUUUCUGGCACCACACUGUAGAAUACCGGUCCUCGCCACGCCACAGUUGCAAGCUGCCUGGUGGUGGUCCUUUCUGUGAUCCAAAAGGUGGGGCACAAAUUAAAUAAAUUUGCAGACCCAAAGCAACAAGAAGAAGCACCGAUUGCUCUGAGCCUUUAGAAUAAUGAUCAGGCAGAAAUUACAGGUCAAGGAGUCUAAUCACAUUUCCAAGUGUAUCCAAAUCUGCUUUUGCUACACUGUAAUAUGAGGUAGCAUGUUACCAUGUUUUCUUUCUUUCUUUCUUUCUUUCUUUCUUUCUUUCUUUCUUUCUGUUGUGCGGAAAAAAGGCCACCGGGUUAUUUGCACUAAUGCUAGAAUUACAUGCAGCUGAUGGGGUCAAUAAAUAUUAUGCCUUGAACUUGCAUCUACGUAGUCCUGGGGAUACUAUAUUUGUAGACAGGAAUGAUGGAUUUCCCUAAGGAAGUGUCCAGCUCUCUUGUGAGAUGCCGUUAUUACCUUGUCGUGUUUACAAAUGUUCACUGACAUCCUGCCAAAGUUGCUGGGGCUAGAAAAAUGCAACCUAUUCUUUUUAAUAAAACUUUAGGUUGCAUAUGGUGGUCACCUUCAAAUAAACAUAUUUAAGUAUGUGUCCUUGUAGUACAGUGUCAUGUGGUGCAACUGUAAAUCAAGGCUGAGAGGUGCCUGCACGAAAUGCCUUAAUAAAAAUGAGCUUUAAUCUUACAGUGGAAAGACAAGAAACCAAAACAGGGCAAUGAAGCCCAGACUUCCAGUCUUCGGAAUGCACAGAGAAUUUGCUGAAGGCACAGAAAGGCUAAAUGAGAAAUCUGCAUUUAGGAAAUCCAGCUUUCCUCUUUUUAAAUUGUAUUUAAUGUUGUUGUCUGCUUCUGCUUCCUCCUCCUCCUCCUCCUCUAUCGUGCCUCUAUCUCCUCCUUCAUAGUGCCAACAUACAUUUUUAUGUGUUUAGGAAGUUAUAUAUAUCAUGAGAGCACCCUGCAGGAUCAAGCAAAUACUGCCUAGCACCCUGUUUUCACAGUGGUGAACCAGAUACCCCAAUGGGAAGCCCACAAGCAGGACCUGAGUAAUAAUAAUAAUAAUAAUAAUAAUAAUAAUAAUAAUAAUUUAUUAUUUGUACCCUGCCCAUCUGGCUGGGUUUCCCCAGCCACUCUGGGCAGCUUCCAACAAAGAUUAAAAAUACAAUAAAGUGUCACACAUUAAAAACUUCCCUGAACAGGGCUGCCUUCAGAUGUCUUCUAAAUGUCAGAUAGUUGUUUAUCUCUUUGACAUCUGACAUCUGAAGGGAGGGCGUUCCACAGGGCGGGUGCCACUACCGAGAAGGCCCUCUGUAUGGUUCCCUGUAGCCUCACUUCUCGCAACGAGGGGACCGCCAGAAGGCCCUCAGCGCUGGACCUCAGUGUCCGGGCUGAACGAUGGGGGUGGAGACGCUCCUUCGGGUAUACUGGGCUGAGUACAAGAGCCCUCUCCCCUCCUGUGGUUUCCAGCAACCGAUAUUCGGAAGCAUUACUGCCUCCAACCUUGAUAUGCAAUGCCAUAUCCAAAAAGGAUAUAUGGCCCUUGACCCAUCCAGCUCAGUACUUAAGAGUUCUGACUAGGGCUUCCAGGGGGGUCAUAGCUGGGGGUCUCUCCUAGCCCUGCUGUUAGAAAUAACUGGGGAUGCCACAGAUGGAGCCUCAGAUAUUGUGUAUGGGAAACAUCUCUAGAAACAUAGAAAGCUGCUUUGUAUCAGGUCCGUCUACUUACCCAUUUAUAGAUUUUUAGCUGCAAACAUGGAAAAAAAGAGAGGAGAUCCUUAAACUGUAAUUUCUCAUGGUAAAAAAGAUUUAGUGAAGCUGGUUGGGAUCUUCAGCACUGUUGUGAAACUGGGUUCUCAGCCUGUUGCUUUGUGGCUUGCAGAGUGUAGUAAACCACCAGGCCUGCAUUCUGCAAGUGGAAUGAGUGGUAACAGAAGCCAUCAGAAGAAUCCCACCCUCUGGAAGUUCUUGGCUUGCAUCUCCCAUCGCCCCUGACAUGCUGGAUGGAUCUAAUGGGAGUUGGCGUCCACCAACAUUUGCAUGGCACCAUGUUGUUAUCCUUGGAAGCAAAAGAAACAGCAGACUCUGGUCACCUUGUGCUGGCACAUGGAAGGAUGUUUUUGCCGGCUCCAGAGGGUAGGAUCCAAACAAAGUUACCAGAAAGAAGAUUCUGAUGAAACAUUAGGAAGAACUUUCUGAGAGUAAGAGCUGGUCAACAGUGGAACAAACUCGCCUGGAAGGUGGUGGACUCUGUCAGGGAUUUUUUCUCUGUGAUUCCUGCAUUGCAGGGGCUUGGAUUAGAGACUCCUGGAGUACUUUCCAGUACUAUGAUUCUAUGAAUCUGUGCCCUCUUUGCUAUGGUGGUGGCGUGGGCUGGUCUCAGAGGGGCAGGAAAGGGGUGAGGCUAUUCAGGAAAGAGCCAAAUGCUCCCCAAAGAGAAUUCUGGAGGAAGCAGUGUAAUAAAGCAUCUCUGAUGGUGCCAAAAAUUCCUAGCAUACAAUGGGGCUGCCUCUGCAAAUGGUUUGGAAACUUCAGCUGGUGCAAAAUUCAGUGGCAAGGCUGCUCUCUGGAGCAUAUAACACCAAGUCUGACCUGACUGCACUGGUUGCCAGUCAGUUUUGCUAUCGGGACUUGUGCUUUUUAGCUUGUUCAUAAAUGGUCUUGAGUUAGGAUUGAGCGGCCAGCUGGCCAGACUUGCUGACAACACUACCUUGCUCAAGGUUGUUAAAACGAAAAGAGACCGUGAAGCGCUCCAAAAGGACUCAUCCAGGCUAGCUGGAGUAGACGGGCCAAUGGCCUGAUUCAACAGGCUCUUCUUAUGUCCUUACGUUGUUAGGUUCCAGAUGUAGCAUUGCUUCCCGGAACAUUCUUAGGUGGACCAGGCCAAUGGAUUAACCAGUUGUGCUGUUUGGCAUGGUAGAAUGCCCUGCAUUCUUUGCAUGAAGGAAGGUGUGCUGCAACAAUUUGCUGCAGGUCGCUUGUAACUGAGUCACAUUGCUCUAUGUCAUAGGAGUACCGUGAAGAUUACUGUAGUGCAAUCGAGCACUCCACAGUGCUAUAUGAAUAAAGUGUCCCCCUCAUAGACAGGGGGAAAUUUGUGUAUGUGAGAGAUUUACAAAAAAACCCCCCAAAAUCUCCAGUAUGUACUUACUGGCCAAAUGUUCAGUUUGCAGAAGAUGGGCACCAUGGAAAGGCAGUUUUGCACCAAGUCUAUGGGCUUUGAAGGCAGAGCAUGCCUUUGUCUUUUCACUGAUAUCUUGCUUAAUAGCUCAGGAAUCUUUUUGACCUUCAUUUUUUUUUUUUGUAUCCAUGACGACAUGACAGAAUACGUGUAAUUAGCUGAAGGAUGUUGUAGGAACUGUUUUCUUUUAUUUUUUCAGGGCAGUGUGCACGAUACAAGAUCUGCAAGCAUGUUUACGAUGCGCGUGAGCCUUAGCUGAAAUCUGCCAAGAGUUCUAGUCAAGCAGAUGGUGACCCCUGGUUGAACUUGCCCUCGCGUUCAAUUAUUCAGCUGUAUUUAAUUUUCCUCCAUGUGCCAAAAAGCUGUGUGACUGUAAAUCCUCUAGGUGGCGCCGAAGACCACUUUUAAAGGCCUUGGUGUGUCCCCCCCCUCCCCUCCCUCCCUGCCGCCUCUCUGGUUUGUUAUUUCAAUGUUCAAACUCAUUUGCAGAAAUUUGAAGGCAUAUCAUUAGUUUGGGGUUCAGUGUUAGGCGGAUUAUGAGUUUUAGCCUUUGAACAAUGGUUUCAGUUUAAGAUCAAAUUAUAGAAGAGAAGGGGACCCCCCCCCUUUUUGGUCAAAUGGUAUAUGAAUGGAUAAUAAGCUCUAAGUAAUCUGCAUUUUAAUGAGACAUUUGAUAGAUUUUUAGGUUUAAUAUUUGGCUAAAUAAUUAUUUUUGAAUUCUUCCCUUAUUAUGUAGUUAGAGGUCUAUCUGUAACCAUGCAUUUUAUUAUGGUUUCAUUUCAGAGAUCAUUCCUACCUAAUUUGUAUUAAAAUUAUUAGCAGCACCUUAGCAAACUGCUGGGGAUAAGGAAAUGUUAAAUGGUGGUAUUAUUACUUUGAACUAUUAAUACUUAUUUACAACCAGAUUACGAAUCGCUAAUCUAUCAUUAAAAUAAAUACUUUUGGCUCAGGUUUGUGAUGGGUUUGUAAGCCUGUGACAUGUUAGAUCUCGAUAUCCUAAAACUACCACUACAAUAUGUUUCAUGAUAAAUGCUUUGUGAAGAGCAGAAAGUGAAAAAAUUGCCAGAUCCUCAUUAUCACUCGGUUUCUGAAUUACCAGAGUUUUCAGUUCUAAUGUUGAGGUUCAGCUGAAUAUUUAACAGUUUGUGCAUUGGAACAGGGUACAUAUUUCACAAAAGUAGAUCAAAAGUUCAGAAUUUUUCAAAGUUGCAUGGUUUCAGAGUGCAUUUCCCCCCAUUCUUCCUGCUUUCUAGGGUGCUAAGACCCAGGGCUUAUAGAAAAUUCAUGGACAGAAAAUUAAUCAUCCCAAGUUGCAUCACACCUCAGUGCUGUACGAAACAGUUGUAAUAUUUUGCCCUUCCCAAAUGUAUAUAUUUUUAGAUGUAACAGAAAAAAAAUAGAAAAACAGAAGGCAGGUCAGUGGACGGAAUUGUCUUAAAUCGAAGAACUGCAGUGUAACUGGUUGUUGAAUAAGGCAGCAAAAAUACAAUGUUGUGUUCAGAUGUGCAGCUCAAUUGCUUUGAAAGAGAUAAUUGCAGUGCUAGACAUAAUUCACCUUGCAGAAUUGCUCUUAGUUUAAAUAUUAUGGGUUCACACAAUUUCAAACCAUUUCCCCAAUAUGAAAACCAAAACGAAUCAAGACCAUGCAGGAUUAUAACUGUGCCAAAAAUCUGAGUUAAACCUGAAGUUCCUGAUAUUGGCAUUACAGUAGAACCAGUAGAGAGGGAAAGAGGGGAAUUGGUCAGGAGUACAGGGAAAUCUGAAGCGUGUAUUUGUAGAAGGAAGAGGAAUUCAAGUGUAGAGGUAAAUGAAAUUUCGUCAUUAAGAAGAGGAAGAUUUGCCACCAAAAUAUUCCAGAACUGGCAACCAGAAAAAUCAAACUGUACGCAUGCAAAUACGAAAUAGAAUUGUGCGUAAAUAUUGCAACAUUGCAUUAUUCUCAUUGCACAAUCAUGUGUUUUGCUUGGUUUUUAAAAUCCUUCCCACUCUGAGAGCAUAGCUGUCAACUUUCCCCUUUUCUUGCGAGGAAUCCUAUUUGGAAUAAGGGAAUGUCCUUUUUAGAAAAGGGAAAAGUUGACAGCUAGGUCCAAGAGUUGAUAGAGAGGAAUAUCUGGAUACAUGAAAGAGUAGUGAAGAGAAAGCGAUUGGCUGAUCAAAGAGCCCCUAGCUAAUAGUCCUACUGAGUGCCAUAUUGUGGCAUAAUUCUGGAUGGUUAGAGAUGGCCAUUUUACCACAUAUUUGGCCAGACAUCUACAUCAUGAAUCCAUUCUCCUGACCACUUGGCAGGAUGAUACAGGCUACCUACCUACCAGGUGCACACUGUCAAUUGGCUAGAUGGGCACCUGGGCCUGUCCUGUGACUGCAUGGUACCCAGCGUCAGCAGCCAACAUUUGUGGGGCAAAUGACAGGGCUACAGGCCUCAGAGGGGCUUGCUGCAGCUGAUUUCCAGCAUCUUUAUCCAGAAGUAAAUAAAUAAAUCCGCAUCGGCUUUGGCCACCUUUCUCAGCAACGGGUUGAGCACUGCUGCUUGCUUCCCACCGCCUCUCACUGCCCACAGUGAGCCCACCGUGACCUUACUGAAAGGCGUCUCUGUAUGACACCAUGCCUUGGGUCCCCUCAAACUUGGCACGUGCAGGAGUCAUUGCAUGUUCCCUCAGUGUUUUUAAGAGAAAAUGUCAUUUUGCAUGGCUGGAUUUUGUCACUGGUAGACCAUUGCACUUAUUUUGUAUGGGGGGGGGUGCCUUAUUUAAAUUUGGCUGGUGCUCGUUGCUGGAAGUGCUUAUUUGGCAUUUAGAGCACCCACCCGCCCAAGGGAAGAAAUAUCUUGUUUGUAGACCACAAGUAUUCAAACGCCUGCAUGAACUCAGGCAGAGGAACCUCAAUUCAGGGUACCUGCACUGCAUGCAGAAGGUCCCAGGUUCAUUCCCUGGGAGCUUCAUUUUACAGGUUCAGGGAACCGGUCAGGACAAACGUCUCUCUCCGUCUAAGACCCUGUAGAACUGAUUCCAGUCAGAGGAAGCAACAGACACAUAAUUUGACUUGGUCUAAGGUGGCUUCCUCUGUCCCUAAAGCCCCAUGCAGUACACAGCCUCUCAUUUGCACAACACUGCUAACUGCAGAGCUUGGUUUUGAUCUGUCAGUAAUGUAGUGCUGGGCAAUUGUGUGUGGUUUUUUCCCCCUACUCCACCUUAGUUUUUCACAUCUUAGCUUUUAGCUCAGGAGAGGGAAACCCACUACAGAGCAAAUGAAUCCAGCAUAUGGAGUAAAGUGGUGCUUCCACAAACUGGCAUCUGCCAGAUGUUCUGGAUUCCCAUCAGCCCCAGCCAUCGUGGCCAAUGGUCAGCAAUGAUGGUCUUUAAAGAAGAAUGGGAACUUUUUACUAAUUAUUUAAAAAGACAACAACAAAAUGAACUGGACUCCUUGGCAGGUUUUGAAUAAACAUACACAAAUUUAUUGAGGGUUAAUAUAGUAGACAGAUAAGGAUAUAUACAAUUUUACAGUAUGCAGAGAAUAACAUGAGUUGAGAAAUCAGAGAGAGGAGCUUAGGGAAGUCUGAUAAUGAAGAUGAUUUGUUUUGAUAAUUUGUUAUGUUGAAAUUGUUAAUAUUUUUUUUAAAAAAGCAAUGAUGGAAAUUCUAGUUUGAAACAUCUGGAGGGCACUGGAUUGGGGAAGAUUGGCACAGAGUCUUUGACAAUGUGCACCCUUUGAGUAGUGUAAGAGUUUGGGGAGGGAAGUGCUUCUUGAUACGGAAACAGGAACAUUGCAAAUGCGUUUCUAUUUCAGAUACAAAACGUUGAAUCAUAUAAAAAACCAAUUGAAUGCUCUAAUUAGACAUUAAUGUAACGAGGAAAGAUGCUAGUUAAGGAACUCAUGUGCAUGAAGUGCUCACUCCUGAAAACUCCCUAAUUGCCAAAUCUGAAAGUUGAAAUGGAAAGUAACAGUAAUCUGUUGUUUUUGGACUGAUUUCCAGGGAGUUUACCAGCUAUAGGAAAUUUGUCUGGAGUGACAUUUCUCUUUUCUUGAAUGAUUAGGCUUCCAGAGGUUUUCCAAUAUGGUUCAGCCCAUUAUUUUCAAUGACAGAGACAGUGCAAAUGUAUUCACAAUAUUAGCUAUUGUGCUUUCUGUGUGUCGAUGUUGAACUGGGAAGUGAAGGAUAAUAAUAAUAAAAAAAUGCAUCGUGCAAAGUUACGAGCGAUAGUGGUCCUAAUUUGAAGAGCAGCUUCAUAAAAAUGUACCCUACAUAAAGUAGUAUACUUUAACAGCCACCUGGAAAUCCUCUUUGUCCAUCAAACGACAUCCAUAAAGGCUCCGAGACAUAUGUCAUAAUCUUUCUUCAUGUUCCAUUUGCAUCAGUGUUGCCAAUUCGAACCAGGAUAUUCCCUAAGUGCCUAUUAAGUCGGGCACACCACUCAAAGGUUUAAGGCAGCAUAUCACUUACUGAUGCAAGCAAUGGCAAAUAUAGUUAGCUUAAUACUAUCUAUUGAUUUCUCCCCUAUACUUGAACUAUUGAGACCUUGUUUACGUGCCUGUCCGUAGCCAGCACACACCCAUGGUCUUUCCGUCCAUUUACAUGCACAGUCGUAACCCCAGUUGCAUCAUGUUUCAAUGCAGUUAUUUUUAAUAUAGCACCUAGAGACCCAAAGCCUUGCUAUUUUUUGGGGGGGGGGGAGGGCGGGUGUCCAAAUAAUAUUACAAUAUUUUUAUUACGCUGCAAAGUGUUGCUCUUAGUGGAUCCGUUUACAACGAUCGCAUUACUUUAUGUGUUGAGAUUAUGCUAUCAUACCAUGGCAGAUAUGGCCAACCCUCAAAAUAUUUUUUUUUAACACAAAGCUGUUAGUUUCCAUUAAUAUCACUCCAUAUUAUCACCCAGCACUAGGCACUUUUGCUUGUAGAUUCAUAUGAACUCCGUUAUUGUAUGCUUUAUAAAUCUAUUUGAUCUAAUGUUCUUGGAUACUCAAAUUUUCUAAAUUGUUCCAUCUUCCUGUUUUGUAUCACAAGAGACACGGCUGUAUUUAUUUUUCUUGGACCAAUUCUGUUGCUUAGCCGCUCAUUAGUCACUUUCAAUGGAGAAAUCAAUGUAUUGGCCCUGCACUUUGACCAUUUCUCUUCUGCUAAAUAAAUACGUAUGGAAUUAUGAGUAACAAAAAACAACCUCAGGGAGACUGUGAGCAUUGGAUGCUUCUGCCCACAUAAGAAAGAACACUACAAGCUUGAGCAGUUCUCUCUAUGAGAAAUGGGAAUAAUAGAGACCUUCCUCAAAGGAAUGUUGUGAAGAAAAAUGGAAGGCUUUAGACUAAAACAAAAUACACAGAAUUCUGAAUAACGAUGACCCCGAGAAUAAAAGAACAAAGCAAAUCGCAACACGCUCAUUGGCUAUGAUCCAGCAAAUAUAUUCUGGACUUCUCUAUUGUUAGCUAUGGAACAGCUUGUGCUUGUGGGUUCUUGGUUUUCAGAGGCAACAACAGGGCCUGGUUAUGUUUUCUGGAUUUCAACCAUUGAGCACAGAGUCUGAAGCAUCCUGAAAUCCUAAAUAGGAUGAUGGGUGGUAUAUAACAUGCUUCAAAUAAAGAAAUUGUUUAGUUUUUUAAAAAAGCUGCUAAAUUAAUACUUAUCUUCAGAAAUUUGCUUUCUUCUACUUUCUUUACUUUUUACAAAGAAAAAAGUUCAUGCACAAUUAGAAAAGUUACAUUAAAAGAAACCUUAUCGAUGUUAGAAUCAACUGGUGAAAAUUAGGAUUGGACCAAAAUAUUUGUCACCUUUUCCACACUGUUUCCAGCACUGUGCAAUUCUGUGGAGAGGGCAGGUAGAGGAACAUAUUCCAAAGCUCCGAUCGCAGCUCUCUUUAAUCUUGGAGAUUUCUGUGUCUUUGAAAAUAAAUAAUGUAGUGCAACAGGCAGCCUUGUGUUUUGGAAGAGCAGUGUUUGCCUGUGGCAUCUUCCAUGACUACAAAGCUCUCUCCUAGUAACUUCCCUCCCUUUUUAUUAAUAAUUCCCUAAGUCAAUGAAGAACCCUUAAAGAGAGAGAGAGAGAGAGAGAGAGAGAGAGAGAGAAAUCUCUCCUGCUUCUUCCUUUCCUACUACUGUCCUUCCCUCUUGCCCAGUUUAUACCCCACCAUGUAGACCCACAUUUGGAAGAUCUGAAAAAUAUGACUUCUGGAUUGCUAGAUGAUACAUCCGUGGCAAUCUCCCUUUCCACCAUUGUUGGGGGGGGGGGUUGUUUUCUUUUCCUUUAUCCUGAAGGUGGCAGUGAAAGAGAAAGAAUCUCUCUCUUUUCUUCUUUUGCUUCCCCCUUUGAAGCUCACAAAGCAGAUGGCCAAGCCCUCUCUCUUACCCUCCUCAUCUCUUGUUGUGCCCAGGAGUGGAGGCGAAGGAAAACUACAGCUCUUCGAAAAGUGCUGCAGCUCCAAUUGCAGGAAAAGGGGGUCUCCCUCUCCUUUCUACCGACCCCCCCCCAACAGAUCCUGGCACAAUCAAGUACUAUCCUGGCCAAGCUUUAUAAAUAAGCGAAUAGGCUGAGCCACUUUGUGUGUGUGUGUGUCCCCCACCACCACCUCAGUCUUUUAGCCCUUACCAAGAUAAUUGAGUAUCAUAAUGGUGGGAAAGGACCGCAGUCAUCAUUUGCUGCCUGUCAGGUAUCAGUACUCAUCUCCGUGUCAUCCGUCACCAUUGAACCACUCUGUCAUCUUCCCCCAGCCUUCAGCGCUGCUCCUUCUCAUCGUGUUCAUUAUCUCGAGCUCAGACCAAUUCCCCCCUCCCCGUCCUCCUCCCUCUCUCCUCCCCAGCCCCUGUAAAUGCAUCUUUGUGCGACUCUCAGUCUUCUGAUUAUGAAUCGAUGAUCAUGUGGUGUAAGAGAGAUAGAUGGCUUUUAGUUCCAUCUUGUCUCCUCUAAUUGUAAAAUAUUAGUUACAUUAGACUGUGCCUUUUGAUUAAUGGAACUUAUUUGGAGUGGCCUCUCCCGGCCCUCCCCCCGCUUUCAAAGUCCUCCACUGACUUUUGAGAAUUGAGUGAUUUCACUUAAAGUAGACAAAUAGGUCCUUCAGCAAGGAGAUAGCUGAGCUCUAAUAUCGGAAGGGGGGGGGGGACUCGAGGAGACUUUUUGUGUGUGUGUGUGUGUGUGUGUGAGAGAGAGAGAGAGAGAGAGAGAUUUAAAAGAAAGGAUUCAACUCUGAUUAAACACACAGGCCGUUUAUUAAUGCACACGCACCCGUGCUGUUUUGCAAACCCAGCAGUUCUCUUGUAAAGCUACGAAAACCUAUGUCUGAAAGUGUUUCGAAUGAAAUUAGUCGGAGAUAUAAAUUAAAAGCUUCCUGAUGUACACAGCCAGGGACGGAGACGGUCAGUAUGUGGAAACUUUGAUGUAUUAAUGGCAGAGACAACAACAACAACAACGUUAUCUUAACCCUCCCUCUUAGGACACUUUACAGGGUAUGCCAUCAACAAAGCGUCUUUUUCUCCGUACAUCUGACACUGCAAAAGAAAAAAGAGAGGGACCUGUAUACAGAAUUUAUCUUAUUUGGCACUAUUUGCCUAAACACGAGACUUAUGAUAAAGUCCUUGCUGUACAAAUGGUAUUGCAGUUGGUGCAUCCCCUAUUAUAAAUAAUCGCUGUCUAUCUUUCAGUGUAGAUUCAAGGACAUGUUCACUUUCAGCCUAUCAGUUCAAUUAGAAAAGGUCUAUUUGCUGUCAAUGUCUGUAUCUCAUGGAAAUAAGGACACACUCGUUCAUAAACAAAUCAAACUACUGUUUUGUUGUUGUUUUUUCGUUUUAAAAAGGCAUUGAUGAGGGAUGCAGCUAAAAGCCGUUGUGGGAUACACAGAGGAUUAAAAGCAACCGCAGCAGCAACUUACGCCUCUGCAAAGGAUCUCAGUUCCUUUAUAGCAACUUCUGGACCAUUAUUCCUCACUAAUAAUCUAUUCAAUAAACCCACCUACAUAAGGCCUGAAACAACCUGCUGUCAUUUACAUUUUCUAUUUGUUAGAAAACAAAUGAAAUAGUUGCCUUCCUUGCUGGCUAUAAUCCUGCAUUUGGCUACACACCUGAAAAACUCCUGCUGAAAUCAAUUAGAUUUGCCGGCAAAUGCUGGCAGGAUUGUCAAAGCCUCCAUGUCCAGAAGCACUGUAUCUCUGACUACCAUGUGCUAUAAGCCACAGCAGAAGGCCAUCUUUAUUCACCAGGAUCCUGCCUGUAAGCUCCCAGAGGCAUCUGGCUGACUGCAGUAGAAAACAGAUCGUGCUGGACCAGUCAGAACUUGGUCUGAUCCAGAAGGAUCGUUUCCUUUGUACUUCUAAUGUUGAAAGACUAUCAGGAACAGCUUUGCAUGAAGAAAAGCGCCUGGAUGCUAGAAAUACAAACUGGGUGAGAUAAAAUUCACCGUGCAAAAGUGGGUGGGGAGUGCAGUAGUGAAGCCCAUUUCUUGCUAAUAUUUCCUACUGUUUUCAAAAGUUGCUUUUUGCUACUUCAUACAUCCUUAACUGAAGGGACGCGGGUGGCGCUGUGGGUUAAACCACAGAGCCUAGGUCUUGCCGAUCAGAAGGUCGGCAGUUUGAAUCCCCGCGACGGGGUGAGCUCCCGUUGCUCGGUCCCUGCUCCUGCAACCUAGCAGUUCGAAAGCACGUCAAAGUGCAAGUAGAUAAAUAGGUACCGCUCCAGUGGGAAGGUAAACGGUGUUUCUGUGCACUGCUCUGGUUCUCCAGAAGCGGCUUAGUCAUGCUGGCCACAUGACCCAGAAGCUGUACGCCGGCUCCCUCAGCCACUAAAGCGAGAUGAGCGCCGCAACCCCAGAGUUGGUCACGACUGGACCUAAUGGUCAGGGGUCCCUUUACCUUUACCUUUUACAUCCUUAACUGAAGUUAAUGGAAUUGCAUAAAUUUUGUCAUAGGGCAUGUGGGCAGAAUAAAGUCGGCACGCUGGGAAGUGCAGGAGGGGAGAGGGCUCUUGUGCUGGAGUCCUGAUUGUAGGUUUCCCACAGGCACCCGGGUGGCCCCUGGGAGAACAGGGUGCUGUGCUAGAUGGGCCACUGGCCUGAUCCAGAAAGCUUUUCUCGUUGUCUUAUGUUCCUUCCAGGAUCUUCAAGUAGUCCAGUGCUAGGCAUCCAGUCCCACAGCACAGGUCUGGCAAAAAGAGUCUGUUGGGAAGAGGUACUGAUGUUUAAAGCACUUUGGGAAUCGUAGUUCUGUGAGGGGGAUAAGCGUCUCCGAGGAGCAGUUUCAGAGUAGCGUGACUGGUGCAGUCACACUGGGUGCUGCGCUGCAGGGGGCGCCACAACAAUGCUGUAGAACCGAGAGCAAGAGGUAGGGGGCACACCAAAUUUUAGUGUUGCAUAGGGCACCAUAAAAAUUUGAGAGCCCAAAGUCUCCUAACAACUGUCAGCACCCUUAACAAACUACAUUUCCCAGGAUUCUUUGGGGAAAGACAAAGUGGCCUCAUAGUGCUUGAAAUGUAUAGUGCAGAUGGGUCCUAAGUUAAUGAAACUUUACUACAAACUUGCGUAUAAAAUUAUGUGAAGGUAAAUGCCGACCAUGCAUAGAAACUAUGGCUGCUUCCAAAGGCUGAAUUUGCCAUUGUUAUUCAAGUUUGGAUUGUUGGAAAACGCUGGGCAAGAUCUUGUAGGACUGCUGCUUAGACAGCUCUUAUCUAGCUCCUACAAGAUGAGACAGCUAUAUCGCUUGUGGGGCACAAACAUUUUGGCAGAGACAUUCUUGCAGUGUGGCUUUCACACGUAUUUUAUUAUUAUUUUAAACGUGACCUUCACACUACAUUGGAGUGGCACGUUUCCACUUCAUUAUUGUAUCUUCUCUCUCUCCCUCUCUCUCUCUCUCUCUCUCUCUCUCUUUUUUUGGGGGGGGGUUUCAGAACGGCUUCAGAGACUUAUGUUGAAAUUAAUUGAGCCCAAUUACCUCUGACUUCUUUCUCUGUGGUCUUUUUUUAAACCAAGCUAGUGGUCGGAUUUGAUGAUACAGCAAGGUACUUGAAAGAAAGCACCUAUACUAAUGAGGCUGGUGGGUUGUAUCUAAGAGCCUAACUACAUGUUACGCUAAUUGCAUGGCUAUCUGCCUUGCCAGGGGAUUUCUUUAUUUGUUUCUCAAAUGUUAGCAUGGGAAGAAUUUAUGUCAGGAUCACCGUGCAUGGAUUGGGGGAGCUUUAACUUUCCCUCCCAAGCUGUGGUCCCAAACUGAAACCAUCCCUCCACUGCCAUUCGUGUGGGAAGAACUCCCACUGGCUUCAGUGAGAGCUUUUCUCUAUUGGUAAUUACAGUGCAGAAGAGCCAUUUUUUUAUUGCAGUCACAGCUAGAGAGGGGAAGCUUAAACCUCCCCUCCCCACUAGCUAUAGUACUAAUCGGAAUUCGCACCUAGGAAUUGGUUUUUAAAAAAACACUGAUGUGGCUACCAAUGUGUGACUUAGGCUCUGAGUAAGAACAGGUGGACUCAGAUGGGCAAAUCUGAAAAUUUAGAUGUCUCUCCGUUUCCCAUAUAUCCAAAUUAGUUUUUUGUAAGUUCUAACAAAAAUUUGUAAUUCUUUUACUGCCCGUUUCUCCUGACGCACACAAUUUUGUAUGCAGCAUUGCCUAAUAGAUACACAUUUUUUCCUAAUCCCCCAUUUUAAAAGUUAUUUUCACCAAUGUAUGCACAUUUAGGAACAUCGUUGGUCAGAAAACGGCACCCCAAUAUUUGGAGAAGUGCAAAUUCUGAAGGGUAGCUGUGUGUUUUGGUUUAAUUGUUUCCGGAAGCGUGAGUUAGGUAGACCCAUGUAAACCAAACAAAAAAUUUCACCCAUUUCUAGCUCAGGGAAGGGGAUGUCUCUCUACUGAGCAGGACUCGUAUCCUGUCUGCUUUCACAAACAAGGAAUCCUUGGGAAAUCGUACUAAUUCAACAGAUUUCUUUUUGUUUGUCUCAACAUCCCCCAAAAUUGUUGCUUUAGUCAAGCAUCUAGAGAACACCCCCUUUUCCCUACUGAGAAGUAUUUCUAGUCUUACUAUAACACUUUUAAUUUCAAGAAUAAAAAAUCAGGAUUCCCCUACUUUCAGUUUGCUUCGAUAUUUCAUUUUGAGUGGACUUGGUGACAAGUCUUGUUUCUGAGAGAUUUAGUCAACAACUGUGAAUUUAAUCUGGAAGGUCCAAAAUACAAGACUGCAGUCAAGUAGCACUUGAAAAGCAGGAAACAACAUUUUAAGCUGCACAGAAGUUUUCUGAAAAGGAAGUGCAGUGUACAAGUUGAAGCUGAGUUUCCUGCUUUGUGAGGUGGUUUGAUCCUAAGCAAGGUGCUAUUUUGAAAGAUUUUCCUGUCUCCCUGAUCAGGUCUGUUUUCGUUCCACUUUCUGCACAGCGUGGAAGAGUUUGUCUUUGACGUUCUUGAGGUUAAAGCAAAAGGAAACAGUAACAAGGCAUAAUAGGCACAUGGCUUAACUGUGGCAUCUGUAAUGUGGUUUAUUGGCUCAAAAUAUACGUAGGCUCAAGCAUCUCUCUAAGGCUUCUCUUCCAUUGAUAAUAUUGAGUCCUGGAGCGGUUGAGGAGGCUCAGUGUUGCAAUGCAAGGCAUAUCUUCCAUUCCAUGGAACUCAGAAUCUUUCAUGAAUGAUGCUGCACAGUCAACUGGUUGAAGGGGAUGUCCAGUGUAAAUAGAAGUAUUACCAUUGUCAGGAAAGAACAGGGAGAAAAGUGAGUUCAGAUUUAUUUAGUUGUUUGUGACAGCUACAGCCUGGGUAAUGACAAGCAAGCAAGACAUAGGAGCCAACUCCUAGGGGUCAAGGUCCCUUCGCCCCCCCCCAAACUAUUUGAAGAGUCGUCCCUCAAAAGGUUGAUGGGCAUUGCCAUUCAAAUGGUGUCUGUCUGCUGUAUCAUGUGAUUGAUUAUGUGGAGUGGGGCUUACCUGCCCCCCUCAAUAUUUUAUUUAAGUUGGCACCCUUGGGUAGAAAGAUUCUAAUGUUUCUAGCUCUGGGGCGCCUUGUGCAAGAGCAGUAAAGGGCUGUGGUUUUCACUCCCUACUUGCGAGAUUAUUGAAGGCAUCUGGUUGGCCACUGUGAGAAGCAGGACAAGGUUGAACUUGGUAGGCCUUUUGCAUUACCCAGCUGGACUCUUCUUAUAUCCUUUAUCUUCACACAAGGGGGAAAUUUAAAGCAGUAUAUGCAUGGUAAAGUAAAGUCCUGGUCCUGCUCUUCAGAAAAUUGCCUUACACAUUUGUCUGCUUUUAUAAUUACUGAUAAAUUAAUUUGCCAAUGCAGUGGCAGAUUUGUCUCAAAAGUGCCAUAGAUACUGAGAUUCUAGUCACCAAGAAACCUUCUCUUUACUUCAGGAUAAAUGCAAAAGUAACAAUAAAUAAAUAAAAUCAUGCUAUUAGACAUAUGGCUGCAUCCAUCUCUGAAGAAAAAAUGCUGAAGGUUACUGUAAAGUUCUGAAACAGAGGCCAACUAGAUGGGGUGAAGAUCCUGAAAUUUAAGGCAGUAUAAAAUUAAAAUUAAAAAAUGCCAAUUUACAGAGUUCCUGUAAACUGAUUUUUAAAAAAUCAUUUCAUUUUUUGACAACUUUAUAUAGUGUAAGCUACAAUAGGUUUUAUUGUCCUUAAAAAAAGCAUAGCCUGUAACUUCCAAAUAUCUCUAAGAAGUCCUUCUUUAGGGUUUGAAGUUGAAAUCGAUAGCUUAUCCCAGUUUGAGGCAGAAUUUGGCCCUUGGAAGUCUACCUCUCAAGUGGCCGCUAUUUGAGGCCAUCUUUUGAUUAACAUGAUAUUUGAAGCAGACUAUGGCUAGAGAAGCAAUAUAUACCCCACUGUUCAAAUCCGUGCCACAAAACCCUACAGAGACCUAGUUAAUGAAAAUCAACCUGCUCCAAUCGUCAUUGGGAAAUACCUCCACUGUUAGCAAUCAAUUGAGGAUGAGUUUGGCGUUUGGAGGUGGGGGCAAACCAAAGCCAAAUACACAGGCCGGGGGGGGAGCAUCAAAGAGGUUCUCACUCCCAGCCUAUUGCUCUAUUUAAGGGGCCAAUAAUUCGGCAAGGUUGUGCACUAAAUAAUUUGUAAGCCUUCAGAACAUGCAGGUUAUUGUUUGCGGACAGAUGGUGCAUCACAUUUUACUGCUUAUUCCUUCUGUGGUUUCUCAUAUGUACGACUGAUGUGCAUUCUGAAGUCUUUGUUUCCUUGCUAAAAUCUCUAAUCUAAAACAGGCAAUCAAGCACACAGACAGUGGUUCAGAAAGCAUAAUCAUAGCUUGAAAGGAAGGGGGGCAGAAUCAUCUGCAGUUAAAAAGCAGAUGUGUUCACUAGAAAUGCAUGAAGGUUAUCAGGAAUAUCCAAACGGGGCAAAUAAAUAAAAUUAGGGAGCUUUGAAAAAUUGUCCCAGCAAAUGGCUUUUUUUAGGUGGCCAGAUUCCUGAGUAAUCAUUUAUCUUAUUUUGAUACGCUGGGCAUUAAUUAAUAUUAUUAUUUACUAUUAUUAUUUAACAUUUUCUGCUAAUGUUAUUUUAUUAUUAUAAUUAUUAUUAUUAUUGAAUUGUUAUGAUUUGGAGAUCAACACUGCCCUUGAGAGUUAAAUUGCACUGAUAUAGAGGAAGGAAAUGAGACAAACUAACUCAACUCUUUUUUUCCCCUUUCUUCUUUCCACUGUUCCUCCCCCCCUUUCUUAUUCUGAAGAUAGAAUUACUGUUUGUAAGCAUCUGAAAGUCAUUAGAGGCUCCGCAGUCUGUCAGGUGCCGAUACAAAGGAACUGCUGAAACCGAACGGGAUCCUGUGCAGAGUGCUGGGAAUUUGUCAUGUGGUGAUGAGCAGUUAUAAUAAUAUAUGAGCAAAUCACAAGCAUUCUGCAAAUUAAUCAAAAUUCCCCCCUCCCUCUCUCCCUCCCUCCCCCGGCUUUCUCCCUCGUCUCUAAGAGAGUGGCUUUGCCGGCAGACGUAGGUGAAACAGUUUUACUCACAGAUGGUAGCGCUGGCAUCAGAUGGAAUUUAUAUAACAGUAAUUCUGAUUUCCUGCCAAAGUAGCACUGAAAACACCAGGGAGAUAGUACAAGACAAGUCAUGUGGUUUUGCUGAGGUUGUUGUGGGAAGUUUAAAGGAGUGUGGGGGGGGCGGAGGAAGAAACCCCCCUCUCACAUUUUCCUCUUUGCAUUUUAUUGUUUUAGCCUGAAGGGCCAGAAAUUGUACGCCGUUCCGCCACGGGCAAAAAAAAAAAAAAUCCAACACGUCGUCUUUUCUUUUUUUUAUGAAUUGUGCUGAAAGAGGGCUUCACAGCUGUUGGAGCUGCUGGCAGGGGGAGAAAGCCCACAUGACUUCUUAUCAUCUCUCUUGCCUUACAAGGGAUGAAAGGAGGGAGGGUUCAAGAGGUGGUGGCCUUACAUGUUUAAAGGGAGGCAGGGUCUUCCUUUCCAGGAAGCUGUGCCAUGUUCACUUUCAUUAGACUCCCUCUGGCAUAACAAUAUAAGGGGAGGCUUUUUUUUUAUUUUCCGAGCGCUCCGUAAAACAGAGAUGCAAAGGACAUAUUUUUCAUUCGAUGCUGCUUGAUGCAAUCUGGAGAAUGUGGAAACAUGCGUCCUCUUGAAAUGAGUAGCUCAGUGGCAGGGGACCUGCUUCUGUGCAGAAGGUCCCAGGUUCAGUCCCUGAUGGCACCUGCUGGUCAGGCAGGGAAAGACUCCCUUUCUGAAACCCAAGAGAGCUGCUGCUAGAUGGACCGUGGGCCCGACUCUGCAGAAGACAGCCUCCUGUUCUUCUGCUUUUUCAAGCGCUGCACAUAAAUGGCCUCCAGAAAUUCUGGGGCAAGGAAAUGGCAGAAGGCAACCAUGGCACCAAAUUUUGCCAGCAGCAGGAGGGAGCCCCGCCACUGGCUGGCCAAGGAUCAGGGCCGCAGUCUAAAAUGCUAAGGAUCAUGCUCCUGAGCUGCUAAACCUCUGUCCGCGUUCUUUUCCAACACAAAUAAAUCCUGCGUUACGAUAACUGAGCAUAUUCUGCGGCCUCUUCAAAUCAAUGGCUACACUCCCAUUGAACUGAAUACUAUCGGACAACAACCAUUUAUUCUGUAUUGAUAGCUAGUCUUAAUGUUAUUGUUCUAAUACUUAAAAAUGAUAUUUAUGGUCUCUAUCUGUUUCUUCCGUUUGGCAGCUCUUUAAUUAAGACCGCCAUUGCUCCAAUUUUAAAAGCUUAAUUUACGGCGUUCCCCACCACAAAAGGUGUGGUCAUGAUCAUGCGUUUAGAUGGCUCUAAAGGGGUUUGAGACAAAUUCACUGAGGAAAACAGUCUGCCAGUGGCUACUUAUCAUGAUGGCCAUGUGUAUCCGUGAGUCUCCAGAAGCUGUGUGCUUCUCACUAACAGUUGCUGGGGAGCAAUGGGGCACGACUACUGUUUCAUGUGCUACCCAGAGGAAUCUCUUUGGCCUCUGUAGGAACCAGAAUAUUGCACUAGAGGGAACUUUGAACUUAUAGAAAUUUACAAAAUUAUGCAUGGCAUGGAGAGAGUGGACAGAGAAAGGUUUUCCUCUUUCAGAACUCAUGAAUAUCCAAGAUUCAGGACAGAGAAAAGGAAGCCCUCCUUCUUCACGCAGAGCACAUUGUUAAACUAUGGAACUCACUCCCACAGGACACAGCGAUGGCCACCAACCUAGGCGAUUUUAAAAGAGGAUUGGGCACACAUUCAUGGAGUAGAGGGCUAUCAAUGGCCACUAGUCAUUAUAGCUAUACUCUGCCUCCACAUUGCCCAUUUGUUUUGGUUUAUGUGGCAGCAGUGAGAUACGUGGAUUAGACAGAAAUGUUACCAUGCUUCAUUACAUCUGGUUGCAGGCAUCUGUCAUUCCCUGGCCAUACAUUCUGGAUCACAUCCAGAAGUAAAACCAAAGGGAAACUCUAUUCAUUUUAUUUACAUAUUUAUUUAUAAAAAUAUUUGUGUACCGCAAUUCAUAAAAAAGACAUCAGAGCAGUUUACAGUUGUACAUAAAAUGAUACCCCCCCCAAAUUUAAAAUUCCUCCCCCCCCACCAGUCCCCAACUAGGGAUGUGAGAAGGCACCAUAUUCAUUCUGCCCUGUAUUCAUCACAUGCUGCACUGUUUCCAUUCCACUGCAAUUCAUCUUCUCCCAAAAAUGGCAUCAUACAUCUUGCCCACACAUAUACUAAUAAAAAUACAGCAAGAAUUUGUUUAGAUACAAAGUAAUGAAGCUGCAUAUCUAAAUUGGAGAGUUUUGCCAGUGCACAUUUCUGGAUGUUUAGGCUUCCAUCAAAACAAAAAAACUCUUUUAGGAAAAAGAGCUUUCCCCCCUUCUUGCUAAAGUUAGUGAAUAAUACCUAGAUAAUGUGUAACGCUGCCAUUUAUAAAUCACUAGCAAGGAGUUUUUGAGGCACCUUACUAAACUGUCACUACAGGUUAUGGCAUCUUGGGUGGUAAGACAAGUUAUAAUGUGACAAAAUACCAGCUAAAUUAUUCAACUUUCAUAACAAACCAGCAUCUCAGAUUAAAAAGCAAAAGCUUAUUUAUUUUAAGUGACACCAAAGAAGCAGAGAAUAAUAUAAGAAUCUAGCUGAACUAAGAUAUUUAGGCAGGCAAUACUUAACCCCUGUAAAAUGCAGGUGUUCAGCAUUCUUUCUACAUGGAGAUCUGCAUGGAAUUGGGUCUUAUUGUUGGGUUGUGUAAUACCCGUCUGACAAAUUUCACCAGGCUUAGCAAAGCUCUUUUUCACUUAACUUAAAAUUGCUCAGAUGUAUUGACCAAGGAAGAACUUCUACAUGCGUUAUGACUUCUUUUGUUGUUGUUUUACAAUGAUGGCUGGUGCCCACUGGGAUUGGUAGAGCAGAAAGCAGGGAGGCCAACAGUAGGAGGCGCCAGAGCCAAUGGCAGGCACAGACAAUUAACUGUAGUUUGUACCUGUGCUGCUUCCAGCUGUGUUCUAUAAGUGCUCAAAAUGUUUUUCCACCACCACACAUAAUUUCCAUUUAACCAGGUGGUCUUCCAUUUUAACCAGGUGCAUGAGACUAACCUUUCUGCCAUAUCUGCACAACUUAUCCCCCCCCUCCCAAAAAAAGUGCUGGAGUCAAGUUCCAAGAAUAUUACAUCUUCGGCUGUCCAGGUAUUAUGCAAUCUACAUUUGUCACAGACGUAAUUAUAUCUAGCUACUUCUGAAGUUUUGAUUACUUGUCUUGAAAACCCUUCUGUCUUUUUACCAUUGCCUCAUGCAACAAUAAUUCACAUAUAUAUAUCGAUGACUCAUCAACAGAUAUAUUUCACUGGCUUUAAAGAAAAAAAACUUUAAAAUUAGUGAUAUUUCCUCUAAGGUUUGGUGAGUCAUUUGAUUAAUGUCUUAAAAGUAUAUAUAAUAUGCAGGAAGAUGAUGAAAUAUCUGUAUAUUAGCAGUCAUUUUCUUUAUAUGAGUUUGCUAGCUUCUGCCCUCAACCACUUUAUAUUAGCUGCAUUUCCAAAAGUCUUUAUUCUGUUUUUCUUAUGCCAUUGCAUUUGUCUUUACAAACUGUGGGAGGCAACAAAGUUAAUAAGAUAUGUGGAAGGAGUCUUUUCUCUUGAAAAAAGAUUGAAACAAAUAGUUUUUCUCUUUCCAAAAACUUGGGACAGGAUUCAUAACUGUGCCAUUUGUCCUACAGACCAAAAGGGAUUAGGACAGACAAACCCCAUCAUCUUCAUGCCACUUGGAAAAUUGCCUCCAAAAUGGAGGAGACCAGCCGGCAUGUAAGCUGCCAUUUUGAAUUUCUCACAUUGCCUUGCAGUAUAGAACUUGGAGGGCCGCCAUUUUACUCAUCCACAAUGCCACGAGAAAAUGCCACCAUGUAAAUUCCCUAUAAUUGGAAACCCUGAGGCAUUGUGGGAAAUUGUAAAUAGUAGUUUCCCAGACCCAUCCACCCAGCACAGGGGCUCAUGAGAGGCAUCAGCACCAAUGGGGCACUGAAGCUGCCCCAGGAUGUCUUGUGCUGAUGCUGGAACUACAGGAGAGUUUGAGACAUCAUUGUCAUAUAUUACAUGCCAGAUGUUUGAAGAAAAACACAGCACAGGUAAGGCCCCAUAUGCUUCUUGCAUUGCUCUUUAGAAAACUGAGGACACCAUUUCCGGAAUCUCUACUGUGCAGAGUGUGCUGCAUAUGUAUAGUGUAAUUUAACGAGAAGGCACAUUUGCCUCCAUAUCCAAAGUGGAUGGAGAGCAAUUGAUGACUGACUAAAAGAGGAAGGUAGAAAAAUCCCCCUAAUUCCUGUGUUUGUUGGCAUCUGCCAAUAACACACACUCUGGGGUUGAAGUCAAACCACUGCAUUAGCAGCACCAAAGGGACCUCCGUGGAGAGCAAGUCAGGGCAGUGCGUAUGGAGGUCCUGGUCUGCCUAGACAACAAUAUCCCCUCUCGGCCUCGCUGAUGUGGUCCUAAGGAAAGCAGAGAAAUAUUUUUGGCGCCAUCUUAGCUACAGGAGUUACUGGAAGGAGGCACACAAGGUACCAUCCAACUUUCUUAGGGACUCCACUCUGGAUUCGUGGAAGGGCUCCUUAGCCUUUUCUUCUCUGGAAGAUGUCCCACAAGUAUAAAUGAGUAUAGCCACAAGGCAGUAGAGGUUUAGGAUCAGAGUUUUCCUUCUCCUAGAUGGGCUACUUUCCCAGGUUAAUGAGCUCCACCUGUCCCUAACUUCCCUCUACAGCAUGUGAAGAAACGGCAUUCUUCAUUGGACCCACUAUUGGUCUCGUAUGCUCAAUCCUCCAGAGUCUGCCUUUGCAAGCAGGAAAAGUCCCUAACUUACUGAGGGUUUGAGACCCAUCAGCAACUCAAAGUACACCCACUGAAAUUGAUGGACAUUACUAAUGUAGGUUCCUUAAUUUCAGUGGGUCAACUCCAAAUAGAAUGUAUUUGGCUAGGACCAUUCUGUUCUACAGAACUGCAUAGUGGUGCAUUUUGAGCCUUCCAGAAGUCCUGGGUAUAACUGGAACUGUCUAGGGAUGGCUGAAUCAGACUGUGUCAAUUUUCAGUACGUUAACAAAUCAAUUCUAUCCCAUAUUAUAUGAAAAUCCAUAUUUACAUAUUCAUAUAUAUUACAAAAUACAUGGAUGGAUACAUAUUUUUAGCUCAAUGUAGUCACUUAUAAAUUUAUCUAAUCCUAAAACACGUCAAAGUGCAAGUAGAUAAAUAGGUACCGCUCCAGUGGGAAGGUAAACGGCGUUUCCAUGCGCUGCUCUGGUUCACCAGAAAGUGGCUUGGUCAUUAUGGCCACAUGACCCGGAAGCUGUACUCCGGCUCUCUCGACCAGUAAAGCGAGAUGAGCGCCGCACCCCCGAGUUGUCCGCGACUGGACCUAAUGGUCAGGGGUCCCUUUACCUUUACCUUUAAAUACUUAAAUACUUCAGUGCAUUUUUUUGGGGGGGAGAGGGAAUUUGAGGCAUGUUCUGCAUCUUCAUAUGGCUGAGUGGGAAUUUGAACCCUGGGCUCCCAGGUCUUAGUCCAACACUCUAACUAUAUUACACUGGCUGCCGAAUGACACUGCAUUUUGCCUUUCCCCCAUUUCAGCAGCUAUUUUGAUCUAGGCCAUUUCAGCCCAUGUCAGCCAGCUCUUGCCCAAUGGAACUCAGGGUGACAAAACAGCUGUCCUUGUGAUAACUGGGGCAGCUGCCCUUUGCAAAACAGAGCUAUUUACUCAGAAGCUCUUUUCAGCUGCUUCUGUUGCCUACGUUCGGACAAAUUCUCAUCUAGAAAGUUUCCGAAAACUUUCAUUACAGAUAUGUCAUUGGCUGGAGCCAUCUCAGUUGGUCCAACAAUAGGGGAGCUCUUCAAAAUGUAUAUUGUGAGACUCAUAAAGCAGAAUGGCUUCAUCACAGCCAUUAUUGCCUAUUGGGCAAAUGCAUGUAUUCAGCAUUUUUCUCCCCUAUCCAUAUUAUUACGUUCCAGGUCAGAAUGGCUGCUUUAGGGCCAUUCUGGUCUAUUGGGGGAUGCAAAGAUCGUUUUAGAAUGUUAGCUGUGGAUAGGAAAACUAUGCCAAGAAAACUAUGCAGAGAGAGGAGGGAAAUCUAAAUGCAUAAGCACCACAAUGGCCACUAGUCAGGUUUUCAGCAUAUAAAAAAAUAAAAGUUGCGGCUCCUUAAAUUGCAGGUCAUCCUAAUUGAAAAUGGGAGCAGCCUCUUAGUACUUUACAGAAGUCGGAUCAUGAGUCCAUCUACCUCACUGCUGUCUACACUGACUGGCAGCAGCUCUCCAGGGUCUCAGAAAAAAGCUUCACCCAGCACUACCUGAAUAUGCCAGGGGACUGAACCUGGGACAUUCUCCACAGAAAAGAUACACAUACACACACACGUAAUUUCAUCUGUAUGCCACCUUUCCAUAGUUCAAACCAUGCUGCAGACCUUUUCCUCCACCUGUCAGCAAGGACAGGUGAUGGGGGAUGGAUCCUCAUCUCUGUCAAUUCUAACAAUUCUAAUUGCAUCCAAAAAGGCCCAUGAAUGCCGUAGUUGGUGUACAUUAUGAUGCACUCGAGGUCCCAAGGGCUGAAAGCUCAGGAUGGGGUAGAAAUUCAAUCCAGUUCUCAUUCUUAGGUGGACAUUCCUAAUUUGCACUUCUCAAAACAAUAUGCAAACACAGCUAUCCUUCACAACCCACGCUUCUCCAAAUUUUGCAGUGCAGUUCGUCAGCCAAGUCACGUGCACAAAAAUGCAUAUGAAUUGUCCAUAAAAUGCAGAAUGACAUACAAAAACAGAUGCAAAGGAAUAUUGCUUUGGAAAAAAUGAACUAGGUUUACUAGGGGAAAUUGCAUAUGAAGCCAUGUUUAUUGGGAGAAAUGCAUACUAAAAUGCUGCAGAAUUUUCAAGAGGACUUGUUCUUUAAAAAAAAUUCUCAAACUGCUGUGGAAAAGGACAGAUAUAAGCUUAAGAGGGGAGAAAUGAGAAAUUGAAAUUGACGGAUUAGCCAAUCCCUACUGGAAGCAGACAAACAGAUUAUAAAUGAUCCAGGAAAAAUAUUUUUCUAUAAUAAAGAUAUUUACAAAUAUUAUAAAGGGUAAAGGUAAAGGGACCCCUGACCAUUAGGUCCAGUCGCGGACAACUCUGAGUUUGCAGCGCUCAUCUCGCUUUAUUGACCGAGGGAGCCGGUGUACAGCUUCUGGGUCAUGUGGCCAGCAUGACUAAGCCACUUCUUAAGCAGUGCACAGAAACACUGUUUACCUUCCCGCCAGAGCGGUACCUAUUUAUCUACUUGCACUUUGACGUGCUUUCAAACUGCUAGGUUGGCAGGACCAGGGACCGAGCAACGAGAGCUUACCCCGUUGCGGGGAUUUAAACCGCCGACCUUCUGAUCAGCAAGCCCUAGGCUCUGUGGUUUAACCCACAGUGCCACCCGUGUCCUAAAUUUAGCAUGGCUAAAUUGCCCUUAGUCUUUUUCUCAGCACAAUCUCACCAUCUUGUAUUCUGAACAUUUUUUUUCAGUUGAAUUGCCACUGAAUUUGGAUUUCCCUGCUGGGCUGAAGCAGCCAAAUAAUUUUGAGCACCACCAAAAUAAUGAUAACGUUAGUCAAAACAAAACAAAACAAAACAAAACAAAACACACAAUUGAAUGGGGUAUACUUGUGUAUUCAACAUUCCUAAUUUCAACUUUUGUGUUUAAAGAGGGGAGGGAUGUGUUCUCUUUUGGCCUUAACAGAAAGCUUCUUUUUUAAAAAAAGUUCAUUUCUAGAUUAUCCUCGCUUCUUUAUCUAAAUGUUCACAUUGUAGAAUGUGAAUAUGUGUGCGUUGUGUUUUGUUUCUCUUUGCAUCUGCGUAUAAACAAUAUCUGUACAAAUAUUCAAAACUAUAAAACACAUCAUAGUGGGAAAAGCAGAAGGAUUCUGAGUAAUAGACUAUUGGCAUUUUUCUUUGAAAUUACCAUUUCUUGCUGCUUUGGGAGAAAGCCAUGAUUUUGCUGCUAUUACUACACCCGUAACAAUUUGGAAUUAAUUCCUCAUCUCAGCCAUAUGACUAUUCUAAUGAUCCUUUUUACACUCCAGUACAAUCCCCUACAUAUGUGCCUUUUUAGAGCACAAAGACAACAUAUUUCAUGGUGGAAAUGUAUGUGGAAUUUGGACACUGAUCAAAUAUUCAUAGCAGGACAGAAUUAAUUUACUUUGAUCAAGAAAAUAAACAUUUUUAAUGUUGAUUGUCUUUACCUUAUCUUAUUAGUGUGCAUUGCCCUGUAGUCUUCUUAGAAUAAUGGAUGCUUCUUGUUGCCAGUAAAUUAGCAACUAUUAAAGAGGUCACUUUUUGACUUGUACAAGUAUUGGCUAUGAUUCAGAGCUCUGGUGUGCUGGGACUUCAUUUCCUUCUACAAGAAGAAUAUUGUUAUAUGUCCUAAUUUGAGCGUUUCUGCAAAAGUAGAACAGAAUCUAUUGAUUGAGGUAUUUAUUAUAUUCCAGCUUCCCGGGUAAAAGCCUCCUCAAAAUGACUCCCAGCAUAGCCAAACCAAUACAGUGUAAAUUGGGGGUAGUCAAUGAGUUUCUCUCCAGCUGUUCUUUUGGACUCCAACUUCUAUCACCCCUGCCCACUGGCCAUGCAUCUGAGGUUGAUGGGAAUUGUAGUCCAACAACAUUUGGAGGCAACCGCAUUGACAACCCCUGGUGUAAACAAUCCUAAAAACAAUUUAAAGCUAUAAAACAGAUGAUGUUGUUUCUUUUAAAAAAAAAAAAACCUUAUUAAAAUAAGAUAGCAUCAUAAAAGUACAAAAUUCAUGCAUGGAAAAGAAGCAAUGUAGCUCAUUCUCGAUUAUUCCUAUUAAGGUUUGUUAGGUGCAAUUUUGUGUUCUAAAAGUAUGGCGCUGCAAAAAUUAGUUGAAAAAGGUUUCAGUCCAUAGAAACCAACUCGCGAAUACAAUUUAAAAAAGAAAAUCUCUCUGAGGUGUGCCAACUUGAUAAUGGUCAUUUGGAGAUCUGUUAGCAGCAACAACAAAAACCCUUCAGAAUUUCAGAACCUUUUCACUUUGAUAUGCAUUUUCUUGGACUCUGUGUUCAAGCACACCAUCUCAUGAAACUUAAUGUGAUGUGAUGUGACUGAUGCAGGCUGACACCAUGUUGUCGCAAAGCAACAUAUCAGAACGCGGAUUUGAAGGAAAACAAAACAAAGCUUUUUCUCCUUCCCUCAAAGGCUAAAUUAACAUAGUAACAUUUUUUAAAGGGAGGAAAGAAGGUAUGGGUAUAUAAAAGAUUGAAAUACUUGCUUUUUGCUCUUCCAUUUCCCAAGGGACAUUCCUAGAAACCUGUUGCCAACAUAAGUCCGCUGCUGCAAUAAGGCACACGGCAGUAGCUGGAGUUAACCCAGUUCUUAGUCUUGCAAGUUCUUGCCUUUAUCAAACAAAACAUUUUGGCUAACCCAGGUAAACAAGACUCAGAUCAACCUAAGAUGAAAAGUUGCAAAUGAAUAUUAAGCAGAAAGGUAAUUCCAGGCUGAUGCUCCAUGCAGAUGCAGUAGAAAAGAAAGUAGUAUACUAGUAAUACAAAAUAACACGGAUUUCAUACUAGUUAAAUGUUACGGAUUUUCCCCAAACAAUCCUGGAAGUUGUAAUGCAGUGAGAGAAUGGAGAAUUGCCUAUUAGAGAAUGGUAGUCCUUCUCACAGUUCCCAGGGUUCACUAGGAACUGGCCAUUAAGCAAAUUUAACUCUGCUUGAGGAAUUGGAUCUUUGCAAAAUUUAAUACAAACUGACUGACCCACACAUCCUGGAUUAAUAUGUAGAUUGGAGCAUAGUUAUGCAUGCAUUUUUGCACUUUCAAAAUGUUUCAAGGCUAUUUCCAUUUCAGAAAAAAAAUGCAGAUACAUUUAAAAUCUGUAUUUUGAGAGAAACAGCACCUUAAAAUGUCAUGUGGAUUGAAUAAUCAUGGAUCAAUGCAGAAACAGGAUGGAAAGUACUCUCUGUGAAGUAUAACUGCACUCCCUAGCCAGUGCUUACAAGAGCCACUGAAAUGAUUGAGUGAAUGAGGCAUUUUCAGAAAGUCCAAAAAGUGAUAGAUCACCUUGGUAGAUUCAUCCUUAAAGUUUGCUACAAGUAGGCACAUCAAAAGGGGGUCACUUCUGAAACAGGUAUGAGAUAAACGGAGAAGAGCAAGGUUCCCAGGAGAAACAAAGUUUAGAAAAUGUACAUAGGCAAGCCAUUUUUUAAAAAAGCAAAACAAAACACUUUGUACUGCCAAAAUACACAGUGGUACAUCUGAGUUGUACAUCUUUCAAAGGUCCCAGAACAUUUGACCAUAGUGUCCACCUCUCUUGUUUCCACCUGGCUAUUCUGAAGCAGUCUUAGUUGCAUGGACUGAGCCACAGGUAAUCUUACUUUCUAGAACUGCAGCAGAAUAUUUGUCUUCUGAACUAUGAGAAGCCAUUCUCUUAAAGCGACUUUCAAAUGAUUAUAUGUUGAAAUAUACACCCCAGCUAGUAUAUAUGUGAUCUAUGACUAGAAAAGAAGGAGCCCGCAGCCCCCAAAUCCUCCCCAACUACCAUCUGAUAAAAAUGGUAUAAAUUACUUGCCUGCUUAUCUAGGCCUGGUUAUUUUAAGAUCUUGCUGCCCACAACCAGUUUUGAGCAGUAAUUAAUGGACGAUGUUACCCAAGAGAAAUGGGCAUUCUGCUUUGCCCCCUAGUUACAAGCAAAUUGCAGAUGUUGUUAUCUUUUGUAAGACUGAUCUCCAGAAUGGUGUGUUUUUUUGUUUUUUUUUUGUAUGACUGCUGCUGUAAACAACAUACCACUUCUUUUGCUCUUACACUUUUUGACCCGCACUGUGUAUACAUAUUUAUAUAUUAUUCAUACCGGAUUAAAAAUUGAUGUGCUCUUUACUGCUGUUGUACUGCACAGUGACAAUACAAAUUAACUUAUUGUGUACUUAACUUUUCACAUGACAGUGAUGUGAAAUUUUGAUGGCCCCCAAAAGUUAGUGAUGGAAAAACAAGGCAGUGGUGGGUUGAAACCACUUUCGGGUGCCAUUAAUGCUUUCCUUGCUUGUUAAACGCAGCUGAAUUAAUAAGCCCAAACUGUGAUAUGUUUUGCAGGGAUGUGAACAUUCAAACCCUUUUGCUGGGAUAAUGAUACCAAAUAGUGAAAGCAUUUUGGGGCAUAAUUAAGUGCUACUUAAUUUACACUUAUUGGAUCCUUCUUUUAAAAAAUUGUUUUGAAUUAGUGUUAACACUUUAAUGAAUAAGCGAAUCUGCAUGGCAGGUGUCACUGGCAUUGCAUAGGUAAAGCUAAACUUCAAGUCUUUAAUUGCACAUCCUUAAUGAUACAAUAAGGGACGCGGGUGGUGCUGUGGGUUAAAAGACUAAGGGCAAUUUAGCCAUGCUAAAUUUAGGACACGGGUGGCACUGUGGGUUAAACCACAGAGCCUAGGGCUUGCUGAUCAGAAGGUCGGCGGUUUAAAUCCCCGCAACGGGGUAAGCUCUCGUUGCUCGGUCCCUGGUCCUGCCAACCUAGCAGUUUGAAAGCACGUCAAAGUGCAAGUAGAGAAAUAGGUACCGCUCUGGCGGGAAGGUAAAAGGUGUUUCCGUGCACUGCUCUGGUUCACCAGAAGUGGCUUAGUCAUGCUGGCCACAUGACCUGGAAGCUGUAUGCCGGCUCCCUCAGCCAAUAAAGCAAGAUGAGCGCCACAACCCCAGAGUCGGUCACGACUGGACCUAAUGGUCAGGGGUCCCUUUACCUUUACCUUUAAUGAUACAAUGCAAGGUCUCCUCAGGAGUAAGUCCCAUUAAGUUCAAUGGGAUGUGACUGCCGGGAAAGUGACUGCAUGAUUGCGGUUUAAAAAAUAACCAAAAAUGUUGUAGAGUUCUAGAGCUGUAAGAUGCAAAUAAGCUAUGCAGCCAUAGUGAAUUGUGGGAACUGUAGUUUGUUAAGGGUGCUGAGAGUUGUUGGAAGGACUGCCCCCCCAUUCCUCUGAAGGAGCCACAGUUCCUUGAAUGGUUUAAACUAUCAAUCCCUCUUCCUAGGGAACGCUAGGAAUUGUAGCUCUGUGAGGGGAAGAGGGGUCUCCUAGCAACUCUCAGCACCCUUAACAAAUGACCAUUCUGAAGAUUCUUUGGAGGAAACUAUGGCUGCUUAAUGUGGUAUAAUACUGCUUUAAAUAUAUAGCACAGAUGGGCCUCAGAUUUAGCAGGAAGAAGCUGGUAGAAGCAACCAAUGCUGUGUUGCAGGUCAAAGGGAGCUCACAAACUGGAGACACAACUGUUUUGGAGAUCAAGGGGGGGGGAUGGACUGGAGCUGCCCAAGUUCCUUGGCUGAGGAAGGGGUGGCUAGGUAAAUGGUCAGAACUCCAGAAGAAAAGAACCUGUUAGAUUACACCAUGAAAAACUCUGUCUCGGGAUGAGCAUUUAGGAUUAGCAUGGGGGUUUAUGAAGGCGACGUCUCUUUUGAGUCAUGUGGACUACAGCAUCCAAACAGCACCCAUUGUGCUGAUAAGACAAGCCCAGAGUGGGGCCAAAGACUGGGAGUAUUACAGGUGUGAAGGAGCUUUGAGGAAACCAUUGGGUUCAAUGUUCAGUAAUGUAGUGGUUCUUAUUUAAGAUUCCUAGUCUCUGUAUGUGGAGAGGCAGUUUCUAUGGGACCCUCUGACUGUGAUGCCUCAUUAAGAAAUCUGAUGAGACUAAUUCCCAAUAGUAUGUUACUUCAACAAAUUUUGAACCUAUUUAUACACUCAAAAUAUAGAAACUACUUGUUGUAUUCCAUCUCUUAAGUUCAGUUUCAGUAAUAGGUGUAGCUGAUCUGCUUAAUUAUGGGCUGACAUAUUUAUGAUAGGCGUGCUUCCAUUUGAGGAAAGUGUGUAUGAAAUGCUAAAGUUAGGGAAAACAGCAUACCAGGAUGCAUUAUAUUAGGGGAAAUUGCAUGCAGAAAUCUGUAUAUAUUGAAGACUCUUUUUUUGUUAAAAAAAUGCAAAUUAUUUGAAAAAUACGGCAAACACAAUUGAAGAUUGGAAACAAUUAUAAAUGGGGACUUUGAAAUCAACAGAUCUGCCAAAGGCUCCAAUCUGCAGAUGACAGGCAACUGUGCAUCAGUAUUGUUUUCAUAUUUUCGAACAUGGAAAUACUUAACUUAGCCCUUAAAGGGUGCCCAAUGUAGAAGUUAUGAGUGACGAACAACCAGAAUAUGGUCCCUUGACUUAUUUUUCCUUCACUCUCUGUCUGCCCUACUUGCCCUUUCUUUUAGUUCUUGUUUUUCCAUCUGCUCCCUGCUUUGUCCCCUGGUUCAGCUCACUGGGGCCUUUAUCUCCAUGCUCCUAGUAUCUCAUUCUACUAAGCUUUGAGGUUUCACAUUUGCCACCUGGCUCCAUAUACUUCCACUUGCCCUGGAAUCUGACAGCGAGGGUUUUCCUCAGCAAACUUAUCUUUCUUUUCAGCCCACUGAGCCUUCUACUGCUGACAACUUCCCUCAGCAAAUAGGAUGUUCGUGGACAUCCCAUGGCAUCACUUCAGCUCAGCCAAUGGGUGCCAGAAGUUUCAUUGUUACCGCGAUAUAAUCCCUUAGCACAUUACAACAUAGAUUAUAUGGGUCUGUGAGGUAAUAAACAGAUUAAGCCUUAGACUCUAAAGUGCAGUUUCUCCAUUAAUGGCUUUUUAAAACCCUUCUGCUGAAAAUUCCAGAGCUGUACCUACCUCCUGUUUAUAAUUUUGGUCUCUGCUUUUCCUAGUACUUUUCCUUUGGGUGUGUAAACUGACACUGCACAGUUAGAGUAAACUUUCCUUCUUCUUCCUUCAUCAUCAUAACUUUUCAGUAGCACUAGAUGGAAAAACAGACAGGUUUUCACUUGGAAAGGGGGUCAAUAAUGAUUUAUUGGCAUGUACCUUUUAGAAGAGGGGUGCAGGUGGUGCUGUGCUGUAAACCACAGAGCCUAGGGCUUGCCGAUCAGAAGGUCAGUGGUUCGAAUCCCCGUGACGGGGUGAGCUCCUGUUGUUCAGUCCCAGCUCCUGCCAACCUAGCAGUUUGAAAGCAUGUCAAAGUGCAAGUAGAUAAAUAGGUACAUCUCCAGUGGGAAGGUAAACAGCGUUUCUGUGCACUGCUCUGGUUCACCAGAAGUGGCUUAGUCAUGCUGGCCACAUGACCCGGAAGCUGUCUGCGGACAAACGCCAGCUCCCUCGGCCAGUAAAGCGAGAUGAGCACUGCAACCCCAGAGUUGUCCGUGACUGGACUUAACUUCAGGGGUCCCUUUACGUUUACCUUUUAGCAGCCAGGAGUUUGACUUGAAUACAAUCCACCAAUGGCACUUAAACCUAUAGAUUUAAAUGGAAUUAAGCAGAAUGCAUUAUUUGAUGGAUGGCAUUGAAGAAGUUCCAUAUGUGCCCAUCUGGAUCAUGUCUAAUGAAUGCAUAAAGUCCGAAUCAUUUGGUCAGUUCUGCCUCUGCAACAUGUCUGCAUCCUCUGUGCAUGUGUGUAAACAGAAAGGGGGAAAAAAUCAGACGGGGGGGAAAAGGAGGGGGCUAACAUUGUUCUUCAUAUGUGAUUAUUAGGUCAUGUCUUCCAAUAGCCUUAGCUUUUUAUGCAGAUGGUCAGGCACAUUUAUUUAUUCAUUUAUUUCAGCAAAUUAAAGUAAGCUAAGUGCAUUUGACCUCAGAUGGCCCUGGUCUAAGUUAAUUUGAGAGACAAAGCUCAUAAAGUUCCAGUAAGACACAUCAACAACUUCCCAGCAUAGGUUGAAAUGUGAUUGCGGCAACAUAACCUUCCAAGCCAGAUGCAGCAUGAAGUCUCAGGCUGGCUCAGAAUAAUCUGGAACAAUUUGGUGUCUGCAAGGCGGGCCACAAACGCAGCGUGAGAAGGGUGAGCCACCACUUGCUUCCUUUAGCUGCACAGAACCUUGUGAGAACAGAACAGAACACGAAAAUGGAAGGAGAGCCUGCUGGACCAGGUCAAUAGCCCAUCUAUUCCAGACUUUUGUUCUUACAGCGGCCAAUCAGAUACUGCAAUGGGAGGCCCUCAAGUAGGACCCAAACACACAGGAGCCUUCUCCCCUCCUGCGGUUUCAAGCAAUUGGCAUUCAGAAGCAUUGCUGCCUCCAACUGUGGAAAUAGAACAUAGCCAUUGGGGCUAGUAGCCAUUGAUAGCCCUCUUCUCCAUGAAUUCGUCCAAUGCUCUUUUAAAGCCAUCAAGCUUGGUGGCCAUCACUGCCUCUUGUGAGAGGGAAUUAUGUAGUUUAACUAUGCACUAUGUGAAGAAGUACUAUAUUUUACCUGUCCUGAGCAGCCUACAGUAGGAACAAAUUCCACACUUGACCCAAGGACUUCCUUCUUAAGCCUUCCAACAUUCAGCUUCAAUGGGUGUCCACAAAGUUCUAGUGUUAGAAGAGAGGGAGAAGAACUUUUCUCCAUCCACUCUUUCUGUGCUAUGCAUCAAACAUCUAUCAUGUCACAUCUUACUUGCCUUUCACCUAAACUCUGUAACAUCCCUUCUUGUUUCCGUUCUUCUCUAACAAUUGAGCGCCUUAGUGUCCCUUUUCCACUUGAAGAAAAAAGAAAAUCGAAUUCAAAUUAAAUGUGUGCCAUGGCAUUAAAAUUCCAUAAAACUAGUUUAUUGAAAUAGGCUGCAAAAUGACAUUCAAUUGUACAUGUCGUUUCAGUAUUAUUUACAAAGUUACCGUACAUAUUUACAAGAUACUGGGGAUUGGCUGUUGCUUUUUUUAAUAUUUUAAAAAAUCCAAUAGCAUGCAGUGGCAUGCGGACAUUGGACUGAGGGGACUCAGCUAAUCCCCUAAAUGUUCCCCUGCCACCUCUUUCGCAAAGCACAGGAAGUUUCUACCCAGCUUAGGGAGGGAGGCGCAAUGCUCACAUGCAAGACGUCAUGAUGUCACAACACCACACGCAUAAAAUAUCGACCCCCUCAUGCCCCUCACAAGGUAGCACCUCUGCCCCUAACUGUUCCACUACAAAAAAAUUCACUGCAUGCCACUGACAGAAUAUAUUUUCGACCCCUAUAUCCCAGCACUGAUCCACAGGUGACUUUCCAAGGUGCUAAAGUCAUGGCAGGGAACGCUGUGUAUCCUGAAUCUCAAGAAGUGGGGGAGGGGGGCACAAUUAGUGUGAAAUUUGCCCAGUCUGUUUUGAAAAUAGCAGAGACAGAGAGGCCCUGUGUCUGGCCAAUUAAGUCCUGUAAAUUUCACGUCCUGGGAAACUGAGGCACGGCAGUACCUGUGUGAAGACUGUGGGCUUGUGUACGCACCAUACAUUUGAAACACUCCCUCAACCAAGAAUCUUGGGUACCCCUCACAGAACUACAGUGGUACCUCGGAUUACAUACGCUUCAGGUUACACAUGCUUCAGACUCCGCUAACCCAGAAAUAGUGCGUCAGGUUAAGAACUUUGCUUCAGGAUGAGAACAGAAAUCGUGCGGUGGUGGCGCGGCAGCAGCAGGAGGCCCCAUUAGCUAAAGUGGUGCUUCAGGUUAAGAACAGUUUCAGGUUAACUACGGAGCUUCGGAACGAAUUAAGUACUUAACCUGAGGUACUACCGUACAGUUCCAGGCACCCUCAAAAAACUGGGGGUCGGGCAGAGCUUUAAAUGUAUAGGGUGUAAGCAGAAAGGGGCUGUAUGAUUCAGUCCACAUAUAAGAGAAGGGGAGACUUGUGUUUUUACAUUAUUCCAUUCUGUGAACUGCACUACAGAGGCUGGGUGGUGGGGAACCCCUGCAGGCCUGAGGAAAUGCUAACCCAAUGUUUGUCUGUUGCACAGGUCACCGGCCUUUCCAGUGCAGAUACUGCCCCUACAGUGCCUCUCAGAAGGGAAAUCUGAAGACCCACGUCCUUUGUGUCCAUCGCAUGCCUUUUGACAACAGCCAGUAUCCAGACCGCAGGUUCAAGCGCUCCAGAGUUGACGCCGAAGCUUCUGGGAAUUCCGAGGAACCUGGAGCUGUCAAACCUGGGAGCUCGACAGAGUUAACGGAGGAGGGCAGCCAGGCCCAGGAGUAA